GUAGGUAGGUAGGUAGGUAGGUAGGUAGGUAGGUAGGUAGGUAGGUAGGUAGGUAGGUAGGAUAGGUAGGAUAGGUAGGCACCUAUAACACUAACCACUACCACGACCGCGGUAUUAUACGCGAGAAGGAAACGGUGUGACCGAAGAGUGAAACCUCGCCGUUCGCCGUAAUAUUGUUAUUCGUGUACGGGUACAAUAAAAUACGACGACGCGUUUCAUUCUAAUACAUUUAUUAUAUUCGUGUAUAGUAAUAAUCAUAAUAAUAAUAAUAAUACGAGUAUUAUUACGCUCAUGCUUACGCGCGCGCCUAUAUUAUUAUUCUUCCGGAACCGACCGACCGACCGACCACCAACCCGCGGCGGCGUCGACGUCUUGUAAAGUCUCUGCACAAUCGUUUCACUACCGUCGCGUCGGUGACUCGUAAGUGUGUGAGUUUGUACGUGUGUGUGUGUGUGUUUGUAUGUGUGAACGCCAGUAGUGCAUACGUGCGCGUUCGCUUCUGCAGUGUCGAAACACUACAAAUAUAAUAACAAUAAUAAUAUUGUUACUAUUAUUACACUGCACUAGAAUUUGAAAGACGUAUUUUUUUUUUUUUUUUUGUCAAUCGGUUAUUCGUUCUUUUUUUUGGAAUUUUUUCGGAAUAAAAAUCGCGGUCUGUGCCGUGUUUUAUUAAUACGUAACUCGCCGAAGUGUAGUAGUCGCAGUAUUCGACCCGGUUCGCAACACUGACAACUAUCAUGGACGACAAGGAUAAGAUACGGAGGAUGUUCAGCUGGAGCGCGAGCAUCUCGUGAGUACUUGCUUGAACAUACGUCGAUUUUCGGUUAGGUUCUAACGGCCGCGUAUUGGUUUCCCGCGGUCAGGUUCGGUUAGGUUAGGUUAGUCCCGAAACGGACACCUGGCCUGGUCCGUCUGUUGUUAUCAUUUAUGCUUUUAUGCGUCUUGCAGCCGGUGCUGCGAAAGUUCAAGUCUAUUAUACAUAGAUGUGCGUUCAAAUGUUGCUGAUAGAUUUGUCCGAGUCCCCGGGUGAAAGGUUUAAAAUAUAAUUGGAUAAAGACGAUAUUUUUAUAUUUUCCGAAUAGACGCCUAAUAGCGCGUUUCGUUUUAAAGGCCUGGGAAACUACCGGGACACAAAUAAAUACUAAUAACAACAAUAAACUGAAAAAAUAUACCGUAGGCAUUGUUUUCGCGUAUAGCUAACGGUAUACAGGCGUUUAACAACAUUAUUAGUUUUUUAAUGUUUGUAACUAUUACCGUGUUUAAUUUUCGUACACACUUACGUACAAUCAAACGUUCAUUUUUUUCUGCGUGUUUUUUCGUGUGAAAUUUUUUUAGUCCACGCGUAAUGCCACUGCGUACGCGGUUUUACGUGCGCGAGCGCGAGAUUAUGCAACAGAAGAAGAAAUCGGCGGUCGCCGGGCGAGACGCCAGUGGCGGCGGUGGCGGUGGCGGCGGCGGCGGCGGCGACGGGUACCUACUUAUAGGUACCGGUUUGUUACGCCACGGACGACGAGCGCUCCCACCAUCUCGCUUAAACAUAAUAUUAUACCGAACAUAACCGCUUAUACCACGAUACGAGUCGUAGUCGCGGCGGCCCUUGGGAAAGCUGGUUUCGGGGUGUCGGCCGUGAGACCUGAUUAUUUUAUAAAUGCCACCACUGAUUGUUUUUUUUUUUUUUUAUAUUGCUUUCCAUCGUGUACACACGCGCCGACGUCAUCAUCGCUUAUUGACUUACUAAUAACAAUGCGUCGCGUGUAUUAUUUCGUUAUACAUGUACCCGCGUAAAAGCGUACGAGGAACUACCCAAUUGUAUUUGUUAUACAAAUAUAAAUGUACCGUUUUUCCCAUUUUGACCAAUCUCGAGUGAUUAUCCUCUUAGUGAUAAAAGAAAGUGAAAAUCUAAGACAGUAGUAAAAACAUUUUUUUGGGGAUGUUCUUCCUUUGACUUCCCCCGAAAUAGUUUUCCAAUAAUAAAAUAUCGAGGGUUAUUUUAGACGAAGUUUCUAAGUGAGCUCAUGAAUGGACUUGGUCGAAAGUCUUAGACAAAACAAUACAUUUUAAUAUUUUACUUAUUUAGAAUUUAUGUUUUAUGAUUUUAUUUUUUCUCGGGAGUAGGGAAGAAUAACUGAUCUCAACCCUAUGUGAGCGGGUUAAUUUGUCUGUCAGAAUUACCAGAUAAAAUAAAAUUUUGUUUUAUCAUACCCCUUCUUCCGUUUCGUAGAUACAACUAACUAUACAUUACGUCACACAGAUUUGCCUACUUUAAUAAUUUUACGGCUCGGAGCAUGUUUUUUCCAUAUUAUUAUAUAUUUUUUUAUAAACUCUGUAUACUCGUAAUUAUAAUAAUAAUAGUUUACCACGUAAAUAAUUAUUUUAAUAAACAAUUAAAUUUAAUAAUUAAAUUAAAAUAAUUAUUAUUUGUUUGAAUCAAUACUUUUAUAAAAUUGUGAAGCAUCCAGUUAAUAAUUGUAGAGUUGCUUAUAAGUGAUUUCAACAAGAUUUUUUAAUUAAACUAUCAUUUUUUAAUAACUCAAAAAUAUUCAAACUGAUUUUCAAACAUUAUGUGUUUACAAAAAAGUUCAUAUAAAGCAUACUAAAGUAGAUAUCGUUCAAAAAAACACUUAUUUUAAUAAAAUGGAUAGAAAAAGAGAUAUAUUUGUUUACGAGGUAACCUUACUUAUCGUAUACGUAUCUCUCAGCAUACAGAUCGAUAUAAGGAAUGGAGAAAUUCCUUUUUUUUUUCUUUUCAAAUAUUGAUAUUGCAUAAGUGGAUUUUAUUCGAAAUAUUGUUCUUUAUAUUUUUUACAAUCAGUAUUUUAUCUCUCAAAUUGAUUAAAGAUUUGGCUUUAUCUGUUUUGCGUAAACUCAUCACUGUAAAAUAACAAUCUUUACCUAUAAAAAUUCUAUCUAUAAACUAUGUAUAUAACUUUAUCCAAAUUUCUAUCAUCCUCACGACUUUCUCUAUUUUUUAUUCCGUUAAAAAUGUUUUAGUUGACUAUAGCCUAAGAUAUGAGGAAUAUGACAAGCUAACCAAAAAUAAAUAAAAUAAUGAAUAGUAAUAUUAGUAGUUGUUGUUUUAUCCAUAUUUUUGAGAACAUCUAAUCGAUUAAAUAUCAUUUUUGGGAAUAUUUUGAGAUUUUUGAAGGCUUAAAUGCAUGAAGAGCCAAUAGGUUUUUUUUUUCUACUGUUUACUUAACUUAAAUUUAAUACAAAUAUUGAAUCAUAUAAUAAUACAGGAGAACAAAACGUUAUAAAUUAAACUUUUCAUUGGACAAAAUACCUAUCAUCACCGGAAGCUGAUUGACUAAUAAUCGGUGUCAAGGUCCGUUCGCAUCAUACAAUAAUAUAAUAUGAUAUUAUUUUCUAUAACAAUAGUCGAAUUCUAUAUAUCUAACCUAAUGCUCAAAUGGGAUUUUCUUUUAUAAUAACUAGAAGAAUCUUACAUUUUUUUUUCUCCAAAAUAUUUUAAUUUUACUAACUAUAAUCUAUUUAAGAUCUAUUUUAAUUUUAUUAUAUAGAUACAAUAUGUUUAAUUUAUCUAACCUUUAAAAAUUAUAAAUAUUGAAUGAACAAUAGUCAACAAUUAUUAUAAUAACCUAAGAUUCAUAUCAGGUAUUGACCUGCAGCAAUGGGUAAUAAUUAAUCAUUUUUAAAAUUAUUUUGCAAACAAUUAAAUUUAUCAUAUACAUAUAUACACAUUAGUUCCAUAUCUUAAAGAUUGUAAUUAUAAUUCAUUUUGAUUUAAUAGUAUUUGAAUAUUAUGUAUUGCUUAAAAAAAAUAACUAAUUAUAUUAUGUACUAUCAGUAGUUUUGAUAUGACAAAAAUAAAGUCUGCGCGUUUUGGUAAUAAUUACUACGACCGAUUCUACUGUAAUUUCUGAAGGUCAGAUCUCAUAAAAAGUGUUAUAUUAUAAGGUCUUUAAUAUUAGCGAUUAUCUGUCUAUUCUCGUGAUGGGAAUUGUUUUGCUUAUACAAGUAAAAUAUGUAAAAAUAUAUUAUUUUCUGACGACAAUACUUACCUACACGACCGAACCAACCUAUACAAAUACAACUAAAAAUACAGAGACGAUAUUCAAUAUAUAAUUUUAAUUAAAUUCUGCAUAAGAAUCUUAUCAAAACCCAGUUAAAGCUACCAUAAGCUACUACUCAUGAAACGAAUUACUCGUAAGAAAAAAAAAGUGGUACAAUAUUAAUUUCGAUAAAAUCAGAUGGUUUGUAAUAUUAUAUUCAUUAAGUCGGAUGGGUACGUCAUUAGAUAACAGAAGCUAGCAGUAUAAACACGACAAAAAAAAAAGUGAACGUAUAAGUGAAAGGUUAAAAAUGAUAACGAAACCAAUAUGCACAAAUGUAAACAAUAGAGUAAAUCUUCGUUAAACACAUUUCGUUUAACAUAGUUAAGCAGAUUACACUCGUCUAUACAUAUUAUUAAAACAUAAUAUCAUUAGGAUUUUAUGUGUUUCGCGGUAAAAUAUUCAAAUAGAAAGAAAUUUAAAAGAAAAAAAGUCCCUGGAUCUAUUCAUAUCGAUUACUUUGAAGAAAAUAAUAGACAUGCGUGAGAACUACAAUAUUGCAAAAUCGUGUUUCGCGAAUUUCACGCAACUCUUACUUAUGAAUCACCGGUAAAUUUUUUUUGUUUUUUUUUUUUUUUGUAUUUACGUGAACCUACGAGUGUUAUUAUAACAUUGUUAUUUUAACGUGGACAGCUAUUCCUUCUGGUCCUUUUUUUUUUUUUAAUCUAAAUUCUACAUUGUCAGCUAUAUUAUUAUCGUCUUCGUCUUGUAGAUCACAACCUUCUCCAGCGUCUCUUCCUCUUUUCAUCUUAGUUCUUCCUUCCGAUGCUUCCACCAUCAGAAUAGAGAAAAAAACCCGUUGAUUUGUAAUUUUAUACAUUUUAUCCUCCUUCUCUAUAAGUCGUCUUACAGAUACAUACUUCUUUUCUUUUCUAAACCUUAUUUACUUCCUUAUGACUGCAGGUCAUCUCUCUGUCCUCUCCCAAUAUCCAGCUUAUUUUUAAUUCCCGUUCAGGAAAUUACAAACCAUAAUACUGGAAAGUAUAAGCAAUAUAACUUGUUUUUUAAAAAUACAUUUCACGCUACGCUCUAAAUCUAAAAUUGCGGACAACUUUGUUUCUGUUUUUAUUCUAGUUGAAAAAAGUGGUUUUGUGCGUCUUCCGAUGUAUCUAUUGACUAUUGUUUAUUAAUUGAAUUUCGUGUUGGUAAUAUUUUCUUUUUUGACUUAUAAGUAAUUGAACUUUAUCGAAAAUGUGUUUAUCAAUGCAUAUUAUGAUCAAAAUAUCUAAUGAUAAACAAAGAAACAAAAACCGGUAAUAUCCCAAAAAACGGCCUUAAUCAUUUGAAAUAUUAUGUUUUCAGUAUUUUAUACGUAAAUAUAUGCAAAAAUGCAUACUUUCUUAUGCACACGUGUGUGGACAUGAUAUAUUAUAUAGAUACUCAUAUUUAAUAAAGUAUGUUUAAUGUACAUAAGUUAUACUAUUAAUACUCACUUAAGAAGAAAAAAAUUAUAAAAAUCGUCAGUUGUUGUAAUCGCGCGGUAUAUAAUAUUAUAAUGUUAUGGUUGGAGGAGAUUGUUACGAGCUGACCUUCGAAGAUUGUCGUCCAAAACUGACGUCACCGUUUGUAAAUGUAACCGAAUACAGUAGCUGGCUAGCUGUUGGUUGCUAUGUUUUAAUCAGACCGGAAAAACAUUGUUUAUAAUCUAAAAAAUGUUACCGAAACUGGUUAAAAAAGUGUUUUGAUAAGUAAUAUAAAUGUUCUGCAGCAUUAGUACUGUUAAGACUAUAAUAAUGUAGUUAAAGGUUCCUAUGUAUGCAAAUUUUAGUUUGAGUUAAUUUUGUGAUCUUAAAAGUCCGUAGACAUUUAUAACCAUGGCGCAUGGUUUAACAAUAUUAUUGCGGGAGAAUAUUUACUGUACAUCCAAUAAUCAAUUUACGUGUUGUUAUCUAUAUCCGAAAUUCACCUAACAUAUUUUUUUUAAUAAAAUUUUUUGGUUAGGCAGUUAUGUAGGUACUGACGUAUUAAUUUUACGUUAAAAUUUCGCCACAGUGACAUUUGUCGUAGAUUCUGUAUUUUUAUUAAUGUGGACAAUAAAGCAAUACAAAUGCAUUCGUGAAAAACAAAUUAAAAAGCUUUUAAAAUCUGUUUUAGAAAUAAAACGCACAUAAUACAAUUUGUAUACAACAUUUCGAAGACAACUUAGAGGGCAUUUUUUUAAAUAUUAAUUAUUAAACAAAGUUAUCGCAGUAAUAAAAACAAUUCUAUUUUUUUUUAAAACUUCGAUCUUGAAAUGAAUAUUUAGAAAUUUGUAAAACGUCGAAUAGGAAAUGUCUUUGAAAUGCUGUCUUUUACAUUGCAUAUCAACAUAAUAGUUGUUUUAUCCCUAAAACCGAUGUUAAAAGCCUUUUCGUUUGAUUUUUGUGAACACAUCAUUAUUUUCGCUAUUUUGUCCGUUAGAAAGAUAAGAGGUGACAAAAGACCACCGCGACGACCUCUUAAGGAAUCUAAACUACCUAUUUACCUAUACCUAAGUAUACAUUAUAAUUUAUACAUUUUUGUGCUCAUGCAUCAACGACACAAGUCACGGUAAUAAUAUUUUCCGAGAAAUCGCUAUUCACAAAAAAUGUGUGCGCGUAACUAAAAUAAAUACAAAACAGAACAAUGAUAUUAUAAAUAGGUAUACCUAAUGUAGGUCAGUAGACGAAAAUUCUUUUUUACAAUUUCUUUUACCCGUUUCAUCUUUUACUUUUACAUAUAUAUAGCUAUUAUUAUUUACAUAUAAUAACCAUGUAGGUAGGUAUUUAAAGACGAUUAAAAAAAAAAAAAAAAAAAAAAAAAAAAAAAAAAAAAAAAAUAAGUAAAUAAAUAAAUAAAAAUUACUUAAGUAUAUUUUAUAUAAUAUAGUGUCCUUGCAUAUUUCGAUUUAAUUACAAAAUACUUUUGGUAAACAUAUCUGGGUGUACAUACGCGCUGCAAUAAUAAUAACUAAUCAUAUAUCAUUGCAGCAGCAGUGUAUCACUACUUAACCAUUUUGCUGAUUGCCCUAAAUUCUUAAACGAGUUUUUAUUGGUUUUAAAUAUAUAUACCUGCAUUACAACUUUCGACAUUUUAUUGUAGUGUUUUUUUUUUUUUAUUAUUAUUUUCUUUUUAAAUUAAUACAGUGUACAAUUUUUUUUUUUUCUGGAUCGUAUGAAUAGUAAAAUAUGAUACAUUGAUUGUAAUACAAUAUAAUAUUCAUAUAAAUCAUACAUCAACAUAUACAUAAUCAAGUUUUUAAAAUUUUAUUUUGUCAUUUUGGUCAUAACGACAAUCGGUUAUUAUUAAUUAUUUUAAUGUCAUUAUGAACGGUUUCUACUGUACAUCGUUAGUUAUAAUUUUUUUAUUCGAUUUGUCAUAAUUAGAUCUUACAAGUAUAGGGAAUAAGCUAUUAUAUUUUUAAUUAAGAUGAGUUUUUUCUCGACUAACAAUUUCUCAGGUUAGUCAAAAUGCUACGAUUUGUCUAUGACAUUGAUUUAUUAAAUAAUGCGGAUAUUCCGUUUGAUUAUUAAUUUAAACUACAGUAAACAAAUUCGAGAAAGCUUUUUUUUUUUGUAGCGUUUUGGACCAUACACUGAACUGUCGUAAUUUUUAUAAUUUUUAACAACAUUCUAAUUUUAACUAAUAUUGGUUAUAGAAAUUAAAAAAAUGAUAACAUUACGUUUGAUAUUUUUUAUCAUUAAUUACAACUUGUGACGAUCUUUAUGGUAAAUUUUUACUACCGUAAAAUUGUCCAUUUUUUCUAAAAGUUCUUUUUUUCGGUUUUUCUUAAUUUUUAUGUAAAUUAUUCGGAAAAUAAAAAAAGGCUCUCCACAAUGGAGCAACUAAAUCUAAAACUCUACAAUUAAGCUCUCUCGCCAUUUUUUGAGUAUAACUAGAUUUUUGGUAGAAAAUUGUCAUAUUUUUAAGCAUUUUAUUUCAAAUUAUGAGAAAAAUUUAAAAAAUGUAUUUUAAAAUAUGUUUAACUGAACUUCGCUCAGAAUUGUAUUUCUUCAGCAAUGAUUUCUCGUUGCGUACAGAUAUAAAUUAAAUAACUGUAUGUACCCUACCUUCUAAUCUUACCACUUACAACAGUGACACAACCAUUAGUAGUAUAAUCUCUCUCUUUUUUUUUUCAUCAUUUACUGACUAUAAGAAUUUUUAAUUUUUGCAUUUAACUAAAUUUGAAUCUCGAAUUUUCGUAUUAUAUACUUGUAUAUUACCAAAUAAUAGCAAUAUAUAAUAGUAGCACAUUAAUAUUUAAAUCAUAUUUAUUUGUAUGGAAUUGAAAAUCUAAUUUAUAUCCAUGGUGUAUUGCAUGUUAUAAUAAUUACACUAAUGUGACUGCAAGACCGUAAUUUAUGUGUUAUUUUCGAACAUCAGGCGUGUUUUAUUAUAAACAUACUAUUACAUUAGAUGAUUUUCCUAUGAUAUAAACAUGUCUUAUUAAAACAAUGAAAUUCGAAGGUUAUAAAUAUUAUUUUUAAUUGAUGCUAGUAAAAAAAUAAAUUAAUAAUAAAUGUAUAAAUUGUUAAAUAAAAAUUCUUUAUUUUAUUCUCUUAUGAAAAAAGUAGUUUAUUAUUACUACUUAUUACUGAGUAACUAUUAAACAUUUUAAAUUUAUCUAAAUAAUUUACAUAUUAAAAUUAUUAUCAAACGAAUCAUGGGUAUUUUUUUAUAAAAGUGAAUCUCAGUACAAAAAAUAAAUUAUAUAAAUUAAAUAUCUGUUUACUCAAUAACGCGAAUGUUAACUGCAUAAAUAUGUGGUGAAUAAAGUUAUGGGGCAAUUGAACGAGCUUCCGAAAAUAGGUACCCGAUAAUAUACAAAUAAGAAGUACCUUUUAAUUGGUUCACAAGACUUUGCUAGUUACUUGAUUUACUACAUUGAAAUGUUUUCAAAAAUAUAUUGGUUAUUAUAAUGUUAACAUGUUGCCGAAUAAACAGUAAAUAGUAUGUAUUAUUUAUAAAGAUGUCUGAGAACAAAAUAUGAAGAAUAAUCUGUAGUCCUGUUUAUGAUGAAACAUAAUCGACUAUAAAGAGCUAAGAAUCUAUACAAGGAGCUGAUGUUGACGCUAGUGAUUAGUUUUUUAAAAGGCAAUACUGCACAAUGGUUAUAUAGGCUGUAUAAUGAUAAAGAUAAUGGUAGAGUAGUGCUAGUAAGGAAGUCUCCAAGGGCGUGACCUUAUGGUGAACCCAGACAAAUUUGGAUUGACAUUCUACAGGAGGACUUAAGGAAUCCAGGAGUGGAAAAUUAGAAAAACGUGGUUCGAGAUAAUGAUAGAUGGUAUGAUAUUGAUUUGGCGACGAGAAAUCUUAGCGAGUUGUAAUGUUUUGAAUCAAAGAAAUUAAAAAUACCUAACCUAACCUUCGUGGCAUCAGAAAUGAAAAAUGAAAAAUAUACUUGGAUGAUGAGGUUAUUCAUGACAAUAGACGCAGCAUAUGGUUUUAUGAUUUAUUAUUGUUUGUGUACAUAAUAUAGAUACCUAAAAGUAUAAUAAUAAUUAACAUUAUGCACGGUAAUUUGCUAAACGUCAUGAAAUUUGAUUAACAGUCAUCACAUAUUAUAUAGCAGUAGUAUUAUAAUAUUAUUAAUUAUUAAAUCCGCUUUACGUUUAGACAGGAAAAUAAUUUUUUUUUCUAAUUCCGUAGAACUAAUAAUAAUAUUUAUUAAAAAAUGCAAAAUUUUAAAUGUGAUGUCUGUGUGUAAAUAGUUUAUGAAUUUAAUUCACUGCAUUAAGUACUCACAGUAAUAUGGUAAAACAUAAUAAUACAUCAUUGGCGUGCGCAGGGUGAGGGAUUGGGGGUCAUAGCGCCCCCACCCCAUUGGCUUUUUAACACAACAAAUAUGAGUAUUUAAUUAGUCAUUGAUUGCCAACUCUUAAAGAAAAACUUGAUUUAUUGAUUAAAUAUUAUUUUUUUAAAUCCAGCUUUUAAAUUUCCAUUUUCGAGCUGGGUAAAAAAAAAACUUCGACGAUUCAUACGUGAUUAAUAUUUACUAAAUCCUCUCUUAUUUUUGGACAUGCCUCUAUAAUACGUGAGUAGGUACCCAUUACACAUCAAAUAAUGUAUAAUUUUUGUGAAACUGUAUCUAUACCUUAUAAUCUAUCUAUAAAAUAUAAUAAUGUUUUUUAAAACAACUGAGUAGUUAAAUUUAUAAAAUUAUAAAAAAAAAUGUGUCUCCGAACCAAAUUUGUCUCGUCUACUUAUUAAAAGCUAUCACGUUCUUGAAUCACCUAUCUAUCUAUUGCGGUUUGUUAUUUUUAUUUUUUGUUUAUCAAAGUAGGUAUAUAAUAUAAUAUAUAUACGUAGGUACGUUUCAACUGGCACCUAAAUAAACAACCGAAGACAAACAUGUUACACGUAUUAUUAAAACGUAUAUUACGACAGGGUCAGGGCCAAUUAUUUUUUACGGGUAAUUUUGUAUUUAAUUCCUUGUUUUCGCUUACAUGAAAUUCUAUACGCUUUUCCUGCGGUUUUAACAUUGUUUAUAAUAUAAACAUAAUAAUAAUAUGUAAGAAUAUAAUUAUAUCAGCGUUUUGAUUUUUAAAUGACCGAAUUAUAAUGGUAAAAUUGUAUACUAUUUACCAGUUGUCUACGGUAUAUUGUUUAAUUAAUUUCAGUAUUGUACUUAUACAUAAACAAUUAUUGAGAGAUAUUAUUAUCAUUUUUUUUUCGUUAGUAUCGGAGUUAGCUGUACUUUGAUUGCGUGUUUUUUUAAGGAUAUUAAUAUUAUUGUGAUUUAUAAGUAUGAAAUAUUACGAUUUUAAUGAGAUUUAUUUUUACGAAUAAUUGUCAGAAAAAACUUAAUAACAAUAAAGUAAAUAUUAUAAAAAAAAAGGCUAAAACAUAAACUAUCUCUAAAAACCGUUGUGGUAAUUUUAUUAUUUAUUGUCUAUGUAACAACUUUUCUACCAGAAAACAUAUUCCAAUCAAAAAACGACAAUAAUUGUCCAUUAUUGUAGACAAUUUUGUCUAAUUGUGUCUAAAAGUGGCUCACCUAUCGUACGAAGUAUAUUAGUUUCUUUUUUUAAAUUGGUUCUAUGCCUAUUUUAUUUUUCUAGCUUCUCAAAAAUGAUUGAAAAUUGUAUCUAAGUUUUUUCAUAAGUUGUUAUUAUGGUACCAUAAAAUGUUGAAAAUCCGUAGACAUAAUUUUUUUUUAAUAAGAGUUUAAAGUUUAUAUUUCGAUGGAAAUCGUAAAAAUCCCGACAUUUUGCGUACCAUGUAAAUACAAAUUAUUAAUAAAAAUGCUCGGAAAUUUAAAAUAAGGUUCCCCAUAAGUUGCACCUAGUAAUAAAAAAAAAAGUUGAGCAUAAUGUAAGAAUUUUUAUUUAUAAGCGUUUAAAGUUUAAUCGAACUUAACUCAGAAUCGUUUUUUAAUAGCAGCUGAUUAGUUAUUGUGUAUAGGUUAAAUGACCUCCAUAUGUCCUGCUUUUCCAGCUUCUUAUUUACAACAAUGGUACAGCUAUUAGUAGUAUAUCCUUCCUUUUAUUAUUAUUAUUAUUAUUAUUAAAUAUUACUGAAAUAAUGCUGCAGCCAUAAUAUUGUACGUAUUUGAAAUAAAAGUAAAAAAGUUAUUCUAGAAAAUGGCUAAAAAAAAUCAUUCUAUUCAUUCGUAUUCUCCGUUUUCUUUAUCUUAUUUAUAAUAUUUAAAUUUGUUUUUUUUUUCAAAUUGAAACCGUGCAUGGCGAAUUGUAUUUAGUUUACGAAUGCAGAGCAUUAAGUUCGACGUGCUUAAACAAUAAUUUUGUCUGACUCACGUACCUACAUGUCUAUGGUUAAAUGGUUUGUAUUAUAAUAUACACAAAUAUACGUAGAUACACUUUUAUUGAGUACAUUCGCACAUAUUUCGUUAAAAAAAAUAAAAACAAAAUAAGAUAAAUUAUACUAUUUUUUUUUUUGUAUGUAUUAUAAUACCUAUGUAAUUAAAAUUUGUUUGUUUUCCGAAGAAGAAAAGUGUUUUCUUUUCUUUUUUAGCGUUAGCGACAUAAGAAUAUAAUAAUAUUUGUCAAUAAGUAUGCUUUGAUUUUUCAUCGAAUUGAUAGGAUAUGGAAUUUCUUUUCCCAAAACCGAUAUUUUUGGAGGAAAAACUUCUAAUGGCUUUGAAGUAUGAAAAAAUCGUUCUUAAUGUCAACCUAUGUAUAUUAUAACCGAUCAUCAAUUUCGAUUUUAAAUAUAGGAUCGAUUGUCAUUGGAUGUAUAUAAAGUAUAUUGGUAACAAAUAUCGGGAAAAUGCAUAUCAGCUCGGCACUGAAUACUACAGUAAUGAUAGUUUCAUUAUAUGUAUAACAUAUUAUUGUCAGUAUAGCGUUAUGAAAAAAAAAAGAAAAUGUAUAUGAAAUAUGACAAAUUCAAUCGCGUAUGUCUUAUACGUCUGUCGUCGAUGUCGGGAUUGUAUAGAUUUGUUGUUGUUUCAAAACAUGUUCGUCUGGAUAAAUAUAUGGUGUAAAUCAUAAUAAAAUAAAAAACCGAACUUGCUGCACGAUGGCUAUUGACCCCAAAAAUUAGUAGGUAACGCCGGACGGUCGUUUUUCAAACAAUAACAACAAGAGAGCGUUCGUUAGCAAUAUAAGUAAGUCGACCGUGCCGAUUUACGUAUACCUAGUACCUAUAUCUACAGAGUGACUCUUUUAUCGUGAACCAUUAACAAUCAUUUAGAGUAGAAUUCGCUUUUUCGAAUUUGUCAAUUAUUAUGCUAUAGAAAAUCAUUUAAUGUGACAUUAUUAAAAAUGUUCACCUUUAUUACUGAAAUACAGUGGCGUGACUACCGAAUAUGUUGGAAAAGUGAGAUUUCAGGGCAUCUGAUAUCAGGAACCGCAAGGACAAACGAUAAAAUGUAGUUUUACUAAGAAUGUUUUAUCACUAUUUAUUAUCAACUGCGUCAUGGGGAAUUGGGGUAUCUUGACUGUUUACAUUUUCGGAAGAAUAAGGUACCGAUUUAUAUUUGACUUUUGGCUCCUCAAGUGGUCUAAUUGCACUACCGUGUGUGGAUCUAUAUGAUAUACACGAUACAUUUUCAACUUUUUUCAAUUUUUUUGAAUUCCAUACCCCGCGUGGAAGUGAAUACGGAAUAGCAAUAAAUUUCAUCCGGUUAUAGAUGGUGUGAAAGGAGACGAGGAAAACCAAACUAGAAAUAUUCGUAUAGACAAUACGUACAAUCGGUGCAGGUCCGUGAUAAAUACCUGUGUACGUUAAUAAUUCUAAUAAUUUACAAUAUUAUCGGAGCGUUAGACAUCCGCGGUUCGCGACGCAUUUCGUAGACAAUCGUAGAUGUACAGGUAUAGGCCGUGGUAGGUAUUUAACAAUUUCGACGGUGGUGUGUCGAACUCAUAUAGCGAGUAGCGCGUUUCAACACUAAAUAGACAACAUUAAUAAUAAUAAUAAUAAUAAUAAACGCGUGUACAAGCGCGGCCCGGGUCAUGUGUGUGCUCGUACGGCGUACGUUAGUAGGUGUGUUGUACGUGUGUACAACACGUUGUAAUAAUCGUACACAAUAUAAUAAUAACAAUAAUGGUGAGUAUAUCCGCGAGUUUGAGGCGGAUUGUGAGCCGUUCCGUUUUCAGUAUACUUACGACUAUAAUAUGUUUGGUUUUCGCGGUUCUCCUAAUAAUAUUACGCUCAGUAUCUCGGUAAUAAUAUUAUAGUAUAUAUUAUUACAUAGCGUGUGUACACAAAUAAUAUUUAUACAGGACACCGCGUUUACUCUGCUCCCGUGUUCUCACGAUUAAAAGUCUGCGAGAGCAAUGCAAUGCGACUAACAAAGCCCCGCAGCGACUCUAAUCGUGAUUUUCGGUAUUAUUUUUCUCCAGUUUCAAUCGGGCACGCAGCCUUUUGCUACUUAAACCAAACCCUUCCGUUGGUCUAGGUUAUCCGGUUUUAAACUCGUUUCGUUAUUAAUUUCCUUGAUACUUUUUCUAACUCGAUUUAGCCAACGUUGUCGCGAUUUACCUCGGGGCGUGUCUUAUUUUGGUUGUUAACUAGCACUUAUAUAAUUAAACUUUCCUUGAUUUGCCAAAUAUGUCCCGAUAACUUCAAUUUUUUGGGUACAUUACACUUUAGAGACCAAUGAAAAUCCUAAUUCCUCUCCAUAUCCACGGUAGUUAUCAUUUCAUAGUGUGACUAUUGUUUUCGUGUUAUAUAUAUGUCUGCAUAUACAGAACUGUGUAUAUAUGUUAUAUAUGUGUCUGCAUCCUCUUCUAAGAACUCUUUUUUUAAAGGACAUUUUGUCUCAUCAGCUUUGGUCGUUGACUACGUUUCCCAGUAGUACCUAUCAUUUUUGGUUUACGACUACUGAAAAAAAAGGAAGAGUAAUUAAAGAUAAAUAAACUCAGAAAAUCAAAACUCCUAAAGUCUGCAUCUCAUUUACAAAUCUGUCGGGAUAGUUUUAACCAUGAUAAUAUGAUAGCUAACGUGUCAGUUCAUAACUCUAACUGACACGACUAUUCAUUGUAGCAGUGACAUCGUAUAAAUCUCCGAUUAUUCGGCCGACAUCACGUAGUCAUAAUAAUAUCAUCGAGCUUGAUUUUAUCACGACUUGUCUGCACCACUUUACUGAUGCCGAGUGCAGAUAAGUCGCGUUUUUGGUAUACGGUAUCACGGUUCGGUGACAUUCGAAAUUAUUGGUUAGUGAAAUCUGCGAUGUAUUGUAUAGGUAGGUACUUAAACGGACUAACGAUUUUUAUAGUUUGUGGUGUCGAUCGACGAUGUGACGAUACAGAUAACAUAUGUUAUUAUAUUAUUUAAUUUAAGUCACAACGUAACGUCUACGACCUGUAGUAUACUGCGUAGUCUCGUUAUACAAUGUUAAACAUUUUUUUUUCCAAAAAAAAUGGUCUCUGGGGAAACUUGUAUAAUAUUUCGUAUAAAGCAUGUCCAUUAUUGUUUAUUCAUUAUUGUUGGUGUUAGACAAUUAUAUUUGAUGAGUUAGAGCCGUUAGAGGGGGAGAAUUUUAAACCUCUACCGUUUUUACUUUUUAAAAUAUUUUUUAACCAAUGUUUUUUCAGGGCUUUUUUGAUGUUUUUGUUUGAUGGUAAUAUUACGAGUAGAAUUGUUGUACCCUCGUCGAAAAGAGUUCCACGGUCAAUAUGUUACUAUUGUUACGUUGCGUUAUUAAACCCCUAACCUAAUGUAACCGGGUCGCGGGUUUAUUCAUACGAGUAGAGUUAUAUUAUAAGGACUCGGGCAUGUACUUUAUCGGGCUAAUCGUCGUCAGUGUGUGUAGCGACAGUAAAUAUUAUGUUGUUUCGUUACGACUUCCUUGUGUACACCGAUGUGGCGAUGACGUCAUGUUAUUGUAUAUCUUUAAAAAUAUAAUACAUUAUGUAUAUAUGUAUUUAUACAUAUUUUUUUUUUUUGGCCAGCCAGCCACAGUCGAAUCAGAAGACGUCGAGACCGUCGUCGUCGACGACUCCACCGAGACGGCGGCGGCCAAAAGUGAAAGUACUCGCAGGACGUGUACUAACUAGUGACCGUGAAGGUAAUUCGAUAAUAAUUCGGUUUCGAGGUAACGGCAGCGCGCACAUAUCUAUGGCGAAAGCUCUUUUUCCUCUCUCGUGUCGUCAUUUUUUUUCUUCAUUACAUAUCUAUAAUAAUAUAUAAUAUGUUGUUAUUACAUCUGUUGCUGCUGUAAAAAUCGCACCACCUGCCCGCCCGCAGCAGCGUCAGUAGAACUCCAGUGAUUCUUAGAAUACGGCUAUACAGUAUAAAUAUUGUUAUUUUCGCUUUGUUUUUCCGACUUUGUUUUAUAACAAGUCCAUAUUGCCGUAUUCGACAAAAACAAAAACAAAAUAAUAUUAUAAAUACAUUUGUAUACAAACAACCAUAUAGACCGUCUGCAAUAUUGUUAUCAUAUUAUAACAUAGUCGUACGCGUCGAGGUCUGUGCACAUGUAUUACGAUCGCGAGUAUUCCGUUUUUGCGCAAUAAGACGCCGACAAGUAGUUUUUCACCUUGUAAAUUAUAAUUACUAUUAAAUAUUGUAUACUACAAUACUUUAACACAUCUUGUAGUGGAAAACGAAUUGAAAUAAAACGUUAAAAUGAAUCUGUGCAUCAUGGACGCGCAAUAUACUCUCUGCUAUAACCAUAGUAUGGUGGUCUAAAUACAUAACUAAAAAAUUGAGCAACUGUAGUCGUUUCGAGUAUAGAAUUCACAGUAAGACGUGUACGAGACACAAACUAAUAUGAAAAUCUUAAAUAGAAGUAUGAAGUAUUAACAAAACGUAUUGACAUAACAAGUCCUUAUUAUUAAAAAAAAAUCAAAGAAGACAAUAAGUCGUGUAAGUUUUGAUGAUAAACCAAACGUGUUUCAUAAUAGUUUGAUAACAAACACAUAUCUGUAAAUAAAAGUGAUAUCCAGUGGCGUAGUUACCACUGAGAUAUCUGAAGAAGUCGUCUCGUGGCAUAUAAUUUGCUUGGAGGCUUACACGUAUGAUAAAGGCACUGGUGAUUGUUAUGAAUUUCGUAGACCAAUUAUAUAAUUAAAGUUGAAUAAAUAUAAAUUUCCACGUAACGCAGGCCAAACAGCUAUCUGUUCACGUCAAUUGAUUGACGGUAUCAUGUGUCAGAUGCUGUGAUAAACUGAUAAAUCUGAUCAAAACAAUAUUAUUACAUAAAUUAUUUCAUAUUUUUACAUCAAAAUAAGUUAGAUAUAAAUAAAAAGUAUCAAGAUAUCUUGUAUGCAUGGUGUAAGUGAUAAUUUACUUAAUUAAAACAGACAUUUUUAAUUUGAUAAGAUGUGAUUGGGUUUGUCUUUUUCAAAAAAUAGAUUACAGCACUUUUUUGGUAUCAUGAGUAUAAUUUAUGAUUUUUAUUGUAUAGAUGAAAAAUAUUAAACCUUUGAACACUUUAAUGUGUAGCUACGCCACUGCAUUAAGCAUGGCUUAAAAUUUCAAUCAGAAUCUAUGUACAAAUCGAAUAUAGCCAAAAUUGACUCGCCUAAGCUCUUUAUCGUAAAUUCGGUCAAAUUGAAAAUUAUCGUCUUUGAGAAUAUUGUUAAAUGUAAAUUUAUUACACCGUUUAAAUAAUAUUAAAUUAGGCUGCUGUUAUAUUUUAUGAGUGAAUAAAUAAAUAUAUUAUUAUAGUUUUUGGAUGCAACAAUAAUAUUGUAUUAUAUUAUAGUGAUACAAUAAACUGACCGACUAUAUAAAAUACAAAUAUAACAACGUUAACGCGAGCAAUAAACACAUAAAAUAUUAUUAUUUGUUGACUCAAUCAUAUUUACUUGAAACCUAUUUACUUGUGUCGCAUGGUGGAUAGACGUUGAGGAAUUUGAAUCCGUUUUCGCGCGAAACACGAUUGUGAGCAAACUGUUAUUAACAAAGACUGCCGGUUAUAUUUUUAAUAUGUAACAAUUUGCAUUACUGCUGUAGUUGUAAAAUAAAUAAUCGACCGACAAAGACUAAAAGAGCCGGGGGAUUUCACGCUUCAAUCGCGGCACGAGUAUACAUCGUGCACUUGAAAUUACGACAAUUUCUUUAUUGAGUGUCCAAUAUUAUUAUAUUAUAGUUUGCUCAGGUUGUCUUAAGUAUAUUAUAUCAGGAACGUAGAACAAAAUUUCGGUUUAUGGCGGGAGUUUAAUUAAAUUAUGAAAUAUUAUCGUUAUAUUUUUCAAUAAUAUUAUUUUUUGUAUAUUUGUUAUGUUUAAAAUACUAAUCCCCCCCCCCUAAAAAAAAAAAAAAAAAAUAAAUAUUUUUCUGCAUUGAGUAGCAGAACAUCUUGUUAUAUGUUACUAUGACGUGACGUUUCGAAUUAAGAAAUAAAAAUGUUAUCAAAAAAAAAAAAAGAAUAACUCGUACUGUACAACGGAUGGUUUUUAUUUGUCAAUAUCGAAAAUAUUAAACAAAUGUUAUGAUCGUUCUAAAAUUUGAUAGAUUGUUUAGUUGUAAAACUAAAACCAACGUUACAUAAUGCGAGAUCUCCUCAUUAUUUUAUUAUGGAAAUUUGAUUUCUUAUUUAAACCUAUUAUUUCACGUUUAAAAAAAAAGUUGAUCGAAUGUAAGUAUCGUAUAUUAUUGGACAACCCAUAUCUCUAUAUUAAUAACAUAUAGAUAUAUAAACAAAUUUAAUAACAUAGAUAAUGAUAUAAUUUUGCUCGUAUAUUUAAAAACCAACUCUAUUUCUGUAUCUAAUCACACUCCGAAAUUGCAUAUAGGUUCGACUACAUUCUUAUAUCACUAAUUGAACUUUAAAAACACAGAAUCAGCUUUUGAUGACGGCAUUUCGUAUACGCAUAACUUAAUUCCUGGAUAUACCUAUUCGAAUAACAUAAGCUCGAAAUAGUGGCGUAUUACCUGUAAUAAUGAAAUCGAUUUAUGUAACGACGAGGUGAAGAAACGCCACCAAUGGGCGUCCGCUGUUCACUAAUACCAAUAUUAUGCAUUUCUAUAAAAAUACCCACAAAAACUUGUUUUUUUUUUUUUAAAACAUUUUUAUAAGUCCAACACGCGCUUGCGUUUCACGGUCCGCCGAAAACGGACGUUCUUGUUUUAAAACACGUUCGUCGGCAGAGUUAACCAACGUUGAUAAUCGUUACGUACGCCUAUAUUAUACAUUAUAAUAUAAUAUCGUUACGUUAUUAUACGCUUCAGUUCUAUAAUAACUUUUAUAACAGCACAAACGCGGGAAUCGGGAACAAAUAUUAGAGAAAAACACAUAGGCAAAUUAACGGUUUAGGAGCUGGAAGAAAAACAGAGCCAAAUUAUAAACCCGGUAUAUAACCAGGGUGAAAAAUUCCCGAAUAUUAUUUUAAAGUUUCAACGAUUAAUUGAAAUUACACAAGUUCACGAGUAUUUUCAAGACGUUAUCAUGAGUCAAUUCCAACUAUGAAGUCGAUCCCUUAUGUGUUGUGUGCCUUUGAAAAUCCGACUAUUUUCUUUUUGAAUGAAUAUUAUUCGGGGAAUAUAUCAGUAAUUUGGCGAUGUUUCUCAAUGAAUUACACUCUAAGGGAGAAGGUCGGUUCGCAUAGUUUGCGUACUCGAAUCUAGUGGCAUGGAAGACAUUUCUGAGGGGGGAGAGACUUGUAACCGCGUAACCCUCUUCCCGGUUACGGAACUGCUAGAAUUUUUGCGGUGACUUGACGAUCUCGAUUGCGCCGGUUCGACAUCACCUUCGGAGAUUGUAUACCACGGUUACCCCGGUGUGCGGUAUAUAUUAUAAUACAAUAACUAUAUUGCAUAUUUAUAUUUGUAUACGGGCUCGUGAUGAAUGGUCAAAAUCGUACGCUCGCGGGAAAGAGUUUUGUUAUUAUUCCCCCCACCCACCCGUAGCCAUAACCAUCACGUGACGUGUGUCCAAACGAAUGGCGGCGAUUUCCAUUUCUCGAACCGCCACCGCCCGGGAAAACGGUACGCGUUGUCGGGCCGAAAGUGGGUCAAGUGGAUAUUUUAUUAUUUUUGUAUUGUCCGAUUUUCCCGAGCGACCCCGGCGGCGGCGUACGUUUUCCGUCGGGAAAGAAAAUAUAAUACGCACGUGUGACGUGUAAAAUAACAUAUAUAUUAUAUGUCUACGUUUUCGUGUAUAGGACUAUAGGUAGGUAUACUGUUAUUAUUGUCGUCGUUGUCGUCGUCGGUGGUGCCGCGAGAGACGGAGAUAGAGAAACCGUUUGGGAAAAAAAAAAAAAAAUAAUAAUAAUGUAAUGUCCGCAGCGCAAAAUCCGCUACGCCACGCGCCGAAGACCUUCACGUAGGACACUUUCACCCGCACAGAAUGUCCGCGCACGGCUUUUGCGCGUUUACACAGUACUUUUCCGCAGCCGUAGACUUUUUUUUUAAUUCCGUUCCUAUUAGUUGUAUACUACAUUCGUACGCCUAACGAAUGGUGUGCGGAUAUUUCCCCAUUUUUUGUAUUUUCUCCGUUACACGUUCGUAUUACUAUAUAAUAUAGUGUAUAUUACUCCCGUUACUUUUGGACGGUUUUAGCGGUUUCAUCUGGACCGAAUGAAUCAUCAAUGAUCGGGAAUCACAGUUGUUUUAUUAAAGUGGUAAAAUUUCGUUUGAAUUUUAUGAUGGAUUUCGCCAUAUUGUUUUUGCAAACAUGACCAAUAUUCGAAAAUUGAAUACAACAAUAAGUUAUUGUUACUGAUAAAAAAAAACUUAAUUUCAUCGUCCCGAUUUGUGCAUGUUUUUUUUUUUUUUUUUAUGUUUAAAACGUUUAAGUACUUGGAAUGAUUCUAAAGGACCGCCGGUCGUCAGUCGAACAUUCAAAUUCUAUUCAUAUAUUCUUUAUCGAGAAUCGAUUUUCGAACGUGUGAUCUUAAUCGUUAGGUUGAAAUUUAAUAUAGGAUAAUUAGGUGUAAGACUAUUAAUUAUAUUUAUACCGGGUGUCCGAGACUGGUAUUCUGACUGUCCGUAUUCUCCGUUGUAUUACGUUUAUAAUAAUAUAUGCGCGUAGGAAUGUUACCUACACAUUAUUUUACCGACAACAAAAACCUCUACGGGACGCUUUUACAAUCACGUUAUCAGCUUGGGGUAUCAAUUCAUCUGAUAAUACCAACGAGUCGAAAUCCUUUUUGUCCUUUCUAUAGCGUUAUGUUGUUCUAUGUUGUACGGGAACGGUCGAAAGACCGCCGACAGAGAAAACGCGGGAGAGUUAUAUUAUUAUUGUUAUUAUUAUAGCUGCCAUUGUACGGCCUUGCCCGGGUUACAUUUAGUUAUCCAGAAAUCAAUAAUAAUAAAAUUUAAUUGAUUUUUAAACAAUUCAAACUAACCAAUAUUAAAAACUGAUAUUAAUAAUUGGUUUAAUAAUAAUUGAUUUAAAAUAACCAUGUGUGCCAGAAUUUGAUUACAUUUUAGUCUACAGAGGUAUUUAAAACCCAAUAUUUCAUAUUAAACCAUGAAAUUAGAGCAUGGACAUCGUUUGAGAAGGGGUUGAAAGUUGAAAGUCCUAACAGGUACAUCCUUAUUGAUACAUAUACCGUGCAUGCACAAAAUAUCAUCCCUCUGAAUUCAUUUGGGAAUCAGUAUGGGUAUAAAAGCUAAAAAAAAAUACAAUCUUCGCAAAAUUCAACCAAAAUUUUAGCCAUAUUACGGCUCUUCCCCAGGCAAACCUACUAGUGACUAACCUCAUUUUGGGCAUAAUUGUAGUGUUCAUAAAAAUUUCAAUCAUUUUUGACAGGUAAGUAGGUUCCAGAUUAUUAUUGAGACCAUCGUCGAGUAUUAUAAUAUUAGCUAUUUUUUGCCAUAUUUUUUAUUAUUAAACGUAUUAACUUUUUUAAUUCUUAAAUUUAAUCAUAUUUAAUAAUGUUGGAAUAAUAAUACCUAAUUUAUUGUUAUUUUAUAUGUAAAAAAAAAAUAAAAUAAAAUACAUAUAUAAUAAUAUAUUAAUAAAAAAAAAAAAAAAAAACACGGUGCCUACCCACCCAUAUACUGUAAAAAAUUGAAAUGUAUGGACACGAAAGCUUUGCGCAAAUAAGGUUGGCCACUUCUAUAGGUAUUCGCUCUUGCUAAAGCCGAGAUAACGUAUUGCCCAAGUAUCGUGGACACUUGGCGUUUUGUCCGAGCAUUUCUGAGGUUCGCCCGAUUUCGGCUUUUGUCCGUAACAUAUAAAUUGUUAAAAUUGAUGCGCCUGUAUAAUAGCGAAUCGGUGUUUCGGUUUACAUACAAGUGCGUGUAUUUUCAACGUUUAAUUUGUUCGUAUUUGAAAAUCACAAACGAAAUUGUUUAAAGCCCCCUUUGCCGGGACCAAAGAUAUAAUACUAUUGUAUGCGUAACCAGAUACAGUGCAGUGUAAAAGUCAGUCUCUAUUUUCGGAGGGAAUUUUGGCAAAAACCGUCAGUUUUACACAAUAAAAUACACGUUUUGGGUACCCCUGCGCAUUGCCAUCACCACCGCCGUGACCAUCGUCGUCGUCGUAGAUAUUAUGCAACAUAGUACGCCGCGUCGAAGAAUGUCGUUUUUUUUUUUUUUGAACGGCCACGGCCGCCGGCUCGUCGAUCGGUCGUCGUCGGCUGCACAUGGAAACUAAAACAUAGCUGACAUAUUAUUAUUAUCGUCGUCGUCGUCGUCGAAAUAAUAUUGUUAUUACUCGAUAUUCUACGCACGCGCGUCUAUAUCUAAUAUAAUAUGUACAUAUAUAUUGUAUAUACCUCGGCGUUUUCGCGCCACGAUAACAAUCGAUACGACAAAAAAUAAGAACUGCCACGAAAUAUCGGAUGCGGACGAUAUCGAGAGUAUUGCAGUGUACCGCAAAUAGAUUUUGAGUUUCUUUCAGUCCCCGUUUUGUUACGUUUUAACAGGUCGUCACAGUCGCGUAUUUUACCGUCUCCGACUUUCCGACGGGUCGCGAUUUUAUAAAAAAUAUUCCUUUAGAGUCGGUUUUAGAGAUAAAACGGCUCUUGUCGGCUCAUAUACAAUUUGUUAUAGACGACGACAUUUCGUAUACAUCGUCGUUGAUCGUUUUACAAAGGUAAAGUGAUCAAAGGUACGAAAAUCCGUGUUUUAUAUUUGUUUAAUAAUCGUAACUUUUUUUCCAUAAUUAAUACAUCAAAAACCGACGACGACGCCGUCUUCGAAUUGUCAUCUACACGUUUUAUUGUACAAUAAGCGUUUUAUCUCUACAACCGAUUUUAAAGAUCUUUUUCGUUUGUUUCACUGUGCGUAAAUUCUGAUAUACGUUUACUGCUUUGCACGUUAGAAAGACCGAGACGGCAAAUUAAAUUCUCGCGGUCUCUUAAUACAUUGUGACCGCCCUCUUGCCGCCGCUAUUUUUACUGCCGACUUUCCGUGCUUACUCGUAUGCGACUUCGGGAAACUCUAACAAUUUAAUGGGGGUUUUUCAAAUUAUCUCGUAAUCCAUAGAAUUGACAAAUUGAAAGAUUUAUUUUGGAGUUACGAAAGCUUUGUGUAAAUCGUAAAUAAAAUUAUCAAUACCGUAUUUUAGUUGAAUUUUUCUCGAAAAUGAGUCUACUAUGUCCGUCAUAUCAUGUAUUUUUAUAUAAAUUUACAUCUUUCCUUUUUAUACUUUUGUACACUUUUAAUGGCUCUCUAUGGACUUAAUGAGCUUAAAAUCGGGAAUUAUAGGCGGAUUGAAAUGCUCAAAAUUGAAUUGAAUUUCGUUAUAAAUUCACCAUUUACUUGUGGGGGGAUGUUUAAUUUAGCUUCGUACAUCUUUAAAGGUUCUAUAAUGAAGCGUGGAGUUAGUAUCAAAAAUGUGCCUUUUAGAGGUUUCAACUUUCAAACACCAUCCCCUAUGCCAUUUGUACGCUCAAAUUUUACUAUUUUUUUGUUUUGUUUUAAAGUAGAAGUUUUAUUAUUUCAGCAUUUGUUUACAUGAAUUUACGCCAUUUGGCUCUUGUACAAUUUAUAUAUACGAGUACAUACAUGAAAUUUAACACAUUAAAUAACAGUGUUUGAAAAACACAUUAAUUGUUACAAAACCAAAUUGAUAUGGUCUUAGGAGAAGUUAUUGGCUAUAUGGACGUCAUUUUUACUAUUGGUAAAUUAUUCGCGAAAUUUGUUCUACACAUAGAGUGGAUAAAAAAAACCCCUGUGACCUAGUAUUACCUGGCACAUAAAUGCAGAGAUGUUUUAAAAGACGUGAAGUGUCAAAGUGCCUUUCUAAUAAUUUCAUAGUGAAGUUAGCACAAAAUGUAUUGCGCCGUUGUUGUGCCUAACCUAACAGGCCCUUAAGGUGGUUGAGAAACAUUAAGACCUGACCAACGAAGCCAAGGAAAUGAUUCUGUACUUUAUCAAGAGCAUAUUUAGGUCGCGGAUUUUGUCAUACGUAGAUACCUAUUAUUGUUAUUAUUGGACACUUUUAUUAACAAUUUUCGGCAUAUUUUCAAAAAAAUUUUGGCACUUUUUGAGUUUAUUUUGAUUUAAGUGAAUAAAAUAUUUUUCGGAUAUUAUGCAAAGUUCAUAAUAAUAUAUUGUUCUUAAUGGUUAAACAAAUUAAAAUACAUGUUUUAUAUUACGACUGAUGUUAUUCAGAUUCGGAGAGCACGGUUGAUACAGAAGUGAUGAGUAUUUUAUGAAGAUCUCCCACUUUCGUUCGUUAGUUAGCUAAAAUAUAUAUGCGAUUUGUGCAAUCAAGUGGACGAUAUGAUGACUACGGAUGACAUUCUAUUUCACGUUUUUCUAACGAUUAUAAUAAUUAUUACUAUUUAUGUAAAAAAAAACCCAUGCGUGUUCCUGCGCAUCGUUAAGGUUUUUGACGAUUAGGCAGUAGUAAAAAAUUUCGUUUUUGUCUAUUUCAUUUGGAGCGACUACUAAAUCUCCAUCCGUCAUUAUGUAUCUAAUUAUUUAUCAAAUGACUAAUAGCUGUUAAUAUUCACAGGGGGAUUAAUAUUAUAUUAAAUAAGUUUGCUAUGAUUGAAGGAAUAAAACAAGUCAUGCAAACGAUAUCAAUGUUACCGGUUAGUGAAAAAUAAAAUUGUUCACGUAUUUGGUUGAUAUAUUUUACUGCGAUAGGUGGUAAAAAAUUCGACUAAUAGUUCAGCUCUGCAGUCUCUGCAUAAGCUACUUACCGAAUAUUGUAAUUUAUCACUGCGCAGCAGGAGGAGAUAGCAAGUGUUCCGCGACUUGUUAUCUUCGAUAUUAUAACACAGUCACUAGACUGAUACGUAUUUUUGUUUUAUAUUAUAAUAUAUAAUAAGUAUUGCGGUUUUUUUUAUGAUUAGCUUUCCCCCUUCCCAUAUUCGUGUACAGCGUUAACGUGUAUAGUGUGUCUACCUACGCGGCAGUGUUCUUAUACAACACAUACCUAGUUGAGCAGCAGUUGUCCGCUAAACGUUUUAAAAGUGAAAACCGUUCAAUGUCUCCGAAACAAAUAUUGCGCAAUCCGAUAUUUAUUUUUGUAAUUAAUAUAAUAUUGUGUAUUAAGUUUUAUGUAACCAUUGGGUUGUUGCUGCGCGACAAUACAAAUUAAUAAUAAUAUAGGAUAUAUAGAUAGGUACUUAAUACGUCUGAUAAAUCUUCGCUAGGUGAUAGUACGGUAAUCGUGUACAUAUACGUAAAUGUAUGGAGGUUUUCACCAAAUAAUUGGUUAGGCUCUAAAAAAGGUUUUACGUCGAUUUGCAGACCAUUCAGUGAAAACUAGAGUUUUCGUAUACUGAUUAGGAGUUUGCAUUAUUCUGUACUGGUUUAUUAGAAAAUUUAAUAGUUCAAAAUAUCGGUUUAUGGCGGUCAAUUUUUCAAUUUAUAUUACAUCAAUUUCAUUAUAUAUUUAUGUUGUUUAUAGGUGCUUUAAAAGUGAAACUUUUUUCUCGCAUCCUUCGCUGUUUUUCAUUUUUCAAAUGAUAUUUUAUCGUUAAAAAGACAUAUAAUUACGUUUCCUAAUCAUUCAUUAUUGUAAAACACAAUUUUUUUUAACGUGUGCCGUUUUCUAAUACAGUAGUUUUUGUUUUAUUUAUUUUUCUUUUACAUUUUUAGGUCGUCAUAAUAUAAUAUUCCGGUCUCUUAGUUGCAGUUAUAUUAGUAUAACCUACAGAACGAGUAUAUGUAUUAGAAAAAUGCUCUAUGCUGCUUUCAAUAAACGAUAGGUACAAUAAUUAUUAUUACAGCAUCAUUAUGAAAAGGUAGUUCAUCUCUCGGCCAACGAGUUUAUCGACUCGCGAUUACUGGAAUAAUACUAUUUAUUAUAAUAUAAUGUUACGAAGACUAGCGAAGUGCACGUGCGCGCGCACGAACUCGCGUAUUCGGGUCGGUCCGUUGCGACACGAGACACCACACCACAUGACACGGCCAAUAAAGUGAGAGGUGUCACGAAAUAAUCCCAAAUGUACGCCAAAAUAAUAAUAACAAUAAUAUUAAAUUUACCGACUACGUCGUACGUGAAACGAUUUGUUUUCCAAAAAUUAUUCCGUAUAAUACAUUAUACGUUCCUAUAAAUUCAUCCAUGAUGACACCGCGGCGAUGGCGCCGGAUACUGUUCCUUUUUCUGAUGGGAGACCUAUUAUUACUCACUACGUUAAAAAGACGAUUGAGCGGCAGGUGUGAUGGAUUUGUUAUCAUUUUUUUUUGUUUACGCCGAUUACGUUUUAUAUAAUAUUAUAUUCGAUAACAUCAGCUGUGACAGUUCUACCGCAAACACCGAUUAUGUUCUUUUAGUAUUUUACGGUGUCAUCGUUGUGGAUGACACGCCGUCGCUGAUGCCGUCACAAAACAUUUAGGAACAAAAUAUUAUUACGGAUUAUGAUAAUCUGCGGAUUUUUUUUUUUUUUAGCAAACAACUAUCCGCCAUGUACGUCUUACCCAUAAAAUGUAGUAUUAUGUUUUUGGACUAUAUAACUAUUAUUAUUAUCACUUUCCACUAUACAUAUUAUUAUAACUCUGGCCGUCUUAGAAUAAUAAUAAUAAAACAAUUUGUUGUUUAUGGUUCCCCGACGGCCGCACACAAUAUUAUAACUCGGCUGCACAUUAUUCGCAGUCUUAUACAAAAACACCAACCAGCUAAGUCAGAUGGCAAAACAACUAUACUAUUAUGUCUAUUAUAAUUGGUAAUGGUUUGUAUAUGUUCCAUGACCUGCGAAAUUUCUGCACGAUUUUUGAAUAAUUUUGUACCGAUAUUAGAAUGAAAUUUGUAAUAAUAGUAAAAAUUAAUUAAGCCUCUUUUCAAAAGUCGAUCACCUAUAUGUCGUAUUAAACACUAAUCAAAAUCGAUGAGCAAAUCUUCGGAUAAGGAAAAAUCAAUAGUUAUUUAGUAAUGUAAAGUUUCCGUUUUUUUUUUUUUUUAAUUUUAAAUAACAUAUUUAAUAAUUAUUUAAGCAUUUUUCUUAUCUGUUAGGUAAGUGAAAUUUACAGAAAGAUACAAUUCUCAAAAUAAUAAUAGAAAAACUAAAAUCGAAUAUUUCUUUAUAAUUUUACCAAUUCAAUUAAAUCAAUUCAUGGGUAAUCAAUUAUUAGUUUACUUGUUUGGAGAUAUGUUCAGCGAUUCGGAUGAUGGUGUAGUAGUACGGUAAUCGACAUUUGACUUUAUACUGACGCAGAUAUAAAUGGAUAAACGUGCAGUUAUUUUAAUGAUAGAAAAAAAGGGCUGCAAAAAUGUGCAGAGAUUUCGGUUAUAGCGAAUAAUUAAUUAACCUACUACAUAUAUCUAUAGGUAUUAAAAGUGAACAAUUAUUUUUUCAUUCUAUUUCUAAAUAAUAUAAUAUAAUUAUGACUUGUUAUUUAAUAAAAUAUUAUGUCAAUGCUCAGUAUCUUGUACCUAUAGUAGGUACCUACAUAUAAUACAAGCCGAUCAGGUUGUUGCAUAAAACAUAUUUGUAAUUCGGUCAACUUAAUGGAUACCGUUACCUACUUCGGUUUACACAUCGACCUUAUUAUUAUUAUUAUUAUUGUUAUCAUAUUAUAGACGCAGUUUGUCUUAUUUUAGAGUUUUCGAAAUACUUAAUUGUUAAUAGUAUAUAAAAUCGAAUACUCCAUCAUCGUAGUAAUGGUAUUUUUCAAUGUAUACUACUCAUAAAGGACUAAUAUUAUUUUGACUGCGGUGUUUUUCAUUCAUUAACUGAAUUUAUAAUUUAGAAAUAUUUUGAACUAUACACACUGUGUCCAUGUGUGAAAUCAGAAAUACAAAAGGAUUAUAAAAUAUUAUAAUGUUAAUAACUAAUAAAAUAUAAUCACUUACAUCAUUUUAACGUUAUUUAUUUUUUAAACAUUUUUUUAGACCACGAGCGAAUGGAACACUAGCAUUAUUUGUUCACUUAAAAAAUAACAGCUCAUAUACGUAGACGUUUAGAAAAAUGUAAUAAAAAAUCGUAAAUAAUCCGGAUAUUUAAAAGUCAAAUGUUGAUUAGAUUAUAAUAAACUAUAAGUAAAGUUAUCCAUGGCAUGGUAGUUUUCAAAAUUAUAUCAGAUAGAUAAAUAAAUAAAUAAAAUACGAACGUGCGUAGAAAAAUCUCGUUACCCAUAUUAUGAUGUAUAAUAAUAACAAAAAAGUUUUAUAGGUAUGCGUGAUGCUGUCUAUUUUAUUAACAACUCUAAUAUAAAAUGAUCUUAUCGUCAAGCUCAUACGUCACCAACCGAAACGUAUAAUUUAGCAAGGUUGCAAUGUUCAUUGUAGUUAUCAGCCAAUGUCGAUCUUUUUAGGUAUUAAAAAUAAUUUAUUUUACGAAAUAUUUACGACGGAAAACCAAUGAUUUUUAGACUUUUUCCAAUUAGAAGUAUCGUUUUUCCAAAUAUAUGUACAAUGCAUACAUACGAAUAUAUUACAUUGAAAUGCAAUUCAAAACUCCAAUGCACAUUGCAGCAAUCUUACACAUAUCAAUAAUAAUUUAAAACUAUGUAAAAACUUGCGAUUUUCAUGUAGAAUAUUAUAAUACAUAUUAUGAAUAUAUUAAUUGAUUUUUAUUAUAUUCGUUUUAAACCGUUUGAGAAGGAAAAAAUAGACUGCUGACAUACCUGUUAUAAAAAAAAAAAAAACAUAUUCAUUUGGAUUUCUUUUGAAGUUUAUAUACCUACCUAUAAACGUAUACGAGACGUGUUUUAUUUAUAAUACAAUGAAUAAUUAUUCUUCCUGCUCGUGGAUUUUUACAAACUGUUAACAACAUUGUUAACAUGUUAACAUUUGCAAUUCAAAAGCCUUAAUAAGUAGUUCAGUCGGUUUUGAUUUUUAUAUAUUUUAAGGUCAUGCACCGGUUUUGUUUCCUGAAUAUAUACGUGUUUUACAGGAAAAACUCUUGUGCCUCAUAAAUUUAUCCGAUCUCAUUAUUUUAUUUCUGUUUGAAAAAAUUAAUCUUUUUAAAAGACUCUGAAUUGGACUACAAUCUUGAUUUUGUAACUAAAAACCCACAAAAACAUAUAAGUUAAGAAAAUAAAAAAAUACUAAUAAUAGAAAUGGUGAUAAAUUCCCCAUAUUCGAAUUAUAAGCCUUUAGAAAUAUAAUUUUCAAAACUAAAGUCUGCAAGUACAUCUUUUUUCAACAAUGAAAAAAAUAUGAUCGAAUAACAAAAUAGCAAUUAAUUGGAAAAUAAAUUACUUUGUUUUUCAUAAACUCUUUAUAUGUAUAAUAUAACAAUUAAUAAUAUUUGCGACGAGCUUGAAAUGGUAUUUUUAACAUUAUUUAAUGAUCGUUUUGUAUUUUUAAAUGAACAUUGAAAAUACAAACAAUGGGUAUGUACAAGAAUCUUUUAAUUUGAUAAUAUUUGUUUAAGAAUGACGACUGAGAAAUUUUUAUUUUGUAAUGUCUUCACGUAAUAUUUCUUAAUAGAGGCAGUGAUUUUUAUUCAUUAUUCCAAAACAUAAUAAUAUGACGGCAUUUAAAAAAUAUAUACCUUCACUAUAAUAUUAUUUUUAUGAAUAUCUACGAGUGGAUAGACCUAGGUACCUAUAUGCGUCUUCAUGGGUGACUAAUAAAAAAAAAUCCAUACAGAUUUAACAACACGUUUCUUUAUAGGUACUUUAAAUGUUUAUUUCCUAUAUUGAAUUCAUCGUAUACCAUCAAGCGAUGAAUUUUUUCAUUAUUAUUACAAUAGAUAUUGUUUUAAGUACUUACAUCUUACAUAGAAGAUUCUUUUUUUAUUAAAUAUCUGCUAAUGAAUUCAUUACGAAUAUUAAACCUGCGUAUAUAUUAUUGAUGAUUAAGUAAAAUAUUACAAUAUUAUCAGUGACGUGCCCAGGAAUUUUUAAUGGGAUAAGAUUUAGUUAUUAAUAAGCAUGAUCCAUGAAUAAACUGUAGAAUCUUCUACUGUUAUACUAAACCUGACAGUGAGAAUUUAAAAGCCGAAUUCAAAGAAGCCAAUUUGUAUUCGAUAAAUCGAGUUUUUUCCCUAGUUAUUUGGCUAAAAUAUAAAAUUGCAUGAUAGAAUUACUAACACGUUCAUAGUUGUUAUAUUUUGAAGCACGUGAAGAGGAUAUAGCUUCUAACCUCUACCUCCCCUCCCUUCUACGUGCGCCAAUGACUAUUAUAUAUAUAUAUAUAUCUAAUAAUUUAUUAAAAUAUUGUCAAAUAUUUUAAAAUAUGAAUUAAUAAAUUAAUUAAAAUAAAUUAUCUCCAGUAGGCAGGCAUCUACGUUGUAUACUUACACAUUGUUUCAUACUAGAACUUUCAAGGUCUUCCAUUUAUUAUUUAUUUAUUAUUCGCAUUCGAAUUAGAUAUGUUGAGUUAACUACCUAAAUACUAAAAAAAAUAUAUAUAUAUUGGUACAACACUACCGGCACGUAGAGUAUUAUUUAAUCGCAGAAAUGAAUCAUUUAUUUAAAUGUUAUGGAUAUAAUAAUAAUAAUAAUUCAGGGCCGGAUUGGGUCGGCGUGCGAUCGAGCGAAACUUGAUGGGCCGCUACUUUAUUAUUGAAUUGGGCCGUUGCUAUUAUAGUUUUAACUAAUGGUUUUAAUAGUGGAAAAAUGUUUAUAUUCUAUGAGAAUGAACGCCAAAUGGUUUAUGAUGAAUGAUUGAUCAAAUAAUUCAAUGGUUGAGUGAUUGGUCAAAGAUUGAUCACUGUGUUACUUUGGUCGUUUAAUAGAUUUGACUAUUAUUGAUAAUAAUUAUUACAUAGUUCUUAUAUUUAUUAUAGUUUCUAUAAUAAGUGACUACUGAUUACAUAAUUUCAUAAUUAACGUACAUACUAUUAUAGAUAAUAAGAGAUAAUAAAAAUCAACAUUAUCAUAAUUCAACUUUUUAAAUUUAAAUUCGAUUUUUUUUGUUAAAUAUUAAUUACUGGUGUCUGAUGCUAAUAAUCGUUUGACGUUUAUAGUAAAUUUGAAGUUUAUUAACUCCAAUAGAUAAUUCACUUGUUAAAGGUGGAGCGGCAAAAGCUCGCCUCAAACGAGUCUUACAACUAAAAGCAGCAGAUAAUGACCCAAAGAAAAAGAACCUUUAUUUCGCAAAUAAAUAUUCUAUAUAAAUAAAUAUAUUGAUGAAUAUAGAGAAAGACAUUUUAGCUAAUGUAAAAACAAAAAAAUUAUAAAAUUAAUCACCAAGUAAAAGUAAAAGUGAUUUAAUAAAAAAAAAAUUUGAUUGGUUGAAAUAAUUAUGAAGACGUAUCAUUUUGAUUUCUGAGUAAAAAUAAUUAAUACUACUUCUUUAAUUUAUAUGUUUAUCAGUAAAUAAUAUAAAAAGUGUAGUAAUAACUACGUUUUUUUAAAUAAAUUUUGAACUAAAUCAUUGUUGUUUAAUUUUUGAUUACCUAAUUUUACUAAUCACAUUUAUUACAAACUUGAUGUCUAUAAUAUAGUACUAUUGACCUAUUAUUUCUACCUUUUAAAAAUGUAUGGCGAGAGGGUAUUUUUUAUUUAUGGUCUAAUAAAUAUUUGUAUCAAUUCUAAAUAAUCAAUCAACUAAACAAGUAGGUAACUUUGUUUUUUUUUUUUUUUUUUUGGGGGGGGGGGGUUAUUUAGUCUUCAGACCGGUUUAAUGUGGAGACCGGUUGACUGUAAUUACCCAAUCCCAAGCCUGAUAAUAAAUUAUAAUAAUUUCUAUGUAAUUUUUUUUUUUUAAAUUUUAAUUAAUUAAACGAGGUGGACAAUUACAUAUUUACAAAAGAAAAAAAAGAUUUUACAACGAUAGAGAAAAUAACAGAUUACACAAUUUUAUUUCCGCGUUUAUAAUGGAUCACAGUAUCUAAUUUAACUUACAAUACACACAUGAUUUAAGCUUUUAUUUCGGAGUACUUUGUGUAUUCUCGAAUUUAACGCAGAACGAUCAAUUAAAAUUUUUUUUUUAAAAAUUCAUAUUAUACUGGAUAAACGAUAUUAUAUUGGUUUUAAUAAGAUUACAGUUUUUUUCUUUCCUAACUGUAAACAAGUUUUUGAUUGAAAUACUCGCUCCGAUCAUCAACAUCAGUGAUGUUUACCUGUUGAUACCGAUAUCAAAAAUGCAUCAGCAUAAAAGUUGUUUUAUAUGUAAAUAUAAAAGAGUAAACCGAUGUUGCAAUAUAUAUUUUUUUUAUAAACGAUCGUAAGUUCCAAGACGAUCGAAUUACCAAGAUUUCGCAUAUUAGGCGGCAGGCAUUUCCCGUACUUUUGGUGACACGGUUUGUUUUUGGGUCCGUACAAAUUGUUAGAAUAUCGGUACAAUAAGGUUCAUCGUAUUAUAUUGUAUAGUUUUGGUUAAAACAAGAGAAAAAGUCGAGUUUUUUUUUUUUUAUGGAUUUCGAUCAAUAGUGUUAUAAUCUAUGUAUUCGGGCCACGCGGCCCGCCCCGGAGUUUAAUAUUUAAUAAUUUGAGUUUUGACUGCCUGUAAUAUUUAGUAUAAAGAAAUGCAAAGAUUAUUAUUAUUAUUAUAGGCAUAAAAUAUUACCGGUUCGGACGCUUUUUUUCGUCAGCGAGUGUCUUUGUGUGUGUGUGUGUGUGUGUGUGUGUGUGUGUGUGUGUGUGUGUGCGCGCGCGAUUGUAUACAGGGUAAUCAGACACUCGUAACCUCGGAAGGUAUUAACUUUUUCGAAAUUAGUUUUAUAGAACAUUUAAUAAACAAGUGGCAUUAAAAUUUUACAGGUACCAUUUUUUGUCGUCCUUAUUUUUAAAGGUGAAACCGCUACCCAAUUUUCAUUUUCAAAUAGUAAUCUGUAUUAAAAAUUCCAUGAACAGAUUAAGUUUCGUUUGAAUAAUACACUACUCUUCUUAUAUAGCCCACAAAACGGUAAACUUUAGAGUGGAAUAUCUCAUCAACUGACGAAAAUUGAAAACGUCAACGUCAAAAUUUGCUUAAACUUAAACUUCAACAAUCUAUCGACAUUUUUUAUUUAUAUAAUGGGUCGUUAUUUGAAAAGUGUGCACAGUGAUUUCGGCUCCGAAAAUAUGGGCGGCAAAAAAUAACGGUAAUAUUAUGUGGGGUACACUGUAUAAAUGCCCCUUGUUUCUUAAAUGUUCCAAAAAUACCAACAAAUAUUUAACACUUUCCGAGUACCUGCUAUCUUUCGGUGUGCCGGUCAUUCUGUAUACAGUAUAAUACAGACUGGGGGUCACCAUCGCAUCGUAAUAAAAUAAUCAUAUUAUGUUUGUAGUGUAUAUGGAAAAACGGUGUAGUGCGGUGGCCCACACUAUAUUUAUAGUUAUGUAUACACAAUAUUAUUGAGUGUCGUGUGUUAUUCCGACGAAGAACGGAAGAGAAAAAAAAAAAUAAUGGUGGGGUCCAUCGAGGAAGGCGCAUAUUGUGGUCGAUGGCACCGCCGUCGUUGCCGUUCUUUCCCGAUCGCUAAAGUAAUACUUAGUUACCUAUUGUCGUCGGCCGCGGUCCGUUCCCGGUGCGUUUUUUUUUUUGUUUUCGUAUAACGCCGUUAGUAUUUUCUCGCGUUGGUGCGCCGAUUAUUAUUGUAUCGCAUAAUAUUCCCCCUCCCCCGCCCCGGGCGAUUUUACGUCGUUAUCACGGAUAUAUAAUAUUGUACAUCUAGAAUUUUUUUUUUCUUCUAAUAAUAUUAUCCAUACGUGUUCCGGAAAACGUGAAAAAUGUGCAUUCCGAGUUCGCCGAACCAUUAGUACGCCGCCGGUCUCCGAGAGACGACACAGUAUUAUACCGGACUCCACGCCGCGAUCCGCUGCAGCGACUGGAUCGCGCGACAUCGUUUCUCAAAGUUUGUAUAUUUUAACAUUCCCGCGAUUAAGCGUGUCAUACUAUACCGACCCGUUACAAUGUAUUACAAUAGUCAGCGUAGUGACGAUUGUUAGACGUGUACGCAUCUAUUAAGUGUACACCAGGUCCAAUAGCCCGCUAAUCUGUGUACCGCGAUUCCGUGCCGGUUCCACGUCUAAAACGAAAAUAUCUCCGUUAGCAAUUUGUUAGAAGAGCGCCGAAUUCAGGCCGAAACCGGUGCCGAAUAUAGGACGUACAGAAAAACGUACGUAUAAAACUUGCCUGCGCAUCGCAUUAUACCGUGACAGUUUUCUUUUCCCCGCGAUUUAUUUUCCCUACCCGACGAUAAUGCAUACCACAGCCAGUAAAGGGGCUUAAACUUUUACGGUUAUAUACGCGCAAAACUAUGUCGCCAUUCGAGUUGAUCGAGUUUCGGGGGGGGGGGUUAUUUUUUUCAAAAAUUGUCUUGUUUACUCGAUUAACAAUGGUUAACGUGGGAACAACUUCGAAUGGGGACUGUACAUACCGAAAAUUGAGAGGCCGUCCCGAGAACCAACCAAACCCAACAAAACUUUCGGGAAACCCAUCGUACAAUUUCUAAAAUGUUUUUCUCUUAUACACAUUUAAAAAUACAAAUUUAUCAUAACUAUUUUAACAGUAUUUUUCAUACGCGUGUGCAUUGUGUGUAGGAAACCUGUAUUUUGUUUUCCCCGUUAAUUAUGAAAUACACGGAUAAAACGUUUUAAAAGCCGAUCGGGGUUUUUUUCGAGUGUGCUAAAGACCGCUUUAGCACCCCCCCCCCUGGUCGCACCAGUGAUCUCAAUACGCAUAGUUUGAUAUUCCCAGGUACCCGUUAAAGAAUUCGAUUUUUGUUAAAAUUGCAUUGAAAAAUGUCUCGGCGACAAUACACGGUGAAGUUUCCCACACCGGAGAUCUCGGAGACUUGAACUAAAGGAAAACGAUCGUUUGGCUUCGAACAAAACGUAACACUCCAUCCCGCCACCCCCUUUCACGCUUUAAACACCGAUUCGAUUAAGUAUGACGUACACUAUUUUUAUUAUACUACGUAUAUGUCCGUGCAGCGUUCGUUGCACAACCGAAACGUACCUGUAUGCAUGUUCGGUUAGCGGUACUAUUAUUUACGCGGUCCGAGCGCAGCGCGCGAUUUUCGUUGUGUUUUUCAACAAACGUUUUCGGCAUUCUCCGAACGCCUAGCACGAGUACGGUGUCGCGGCGUACCCCGUCUCGCCGUCGUCGGCGACACGCGUUCGUAGCCCAAAUAUAUUUAUUCGAAUCGUAAGCCGAAUCGCUGGCGGUCAGCGUGCGUUUUCGCGUCGUGGGACUCGCGUAAAAUAACGGCGCGCGCGGAAUAUCAUGUGAAAAAAAAAAAAUACCACGAGAAAAAAAAUAACUCUAAUAAAACUCGACAGGCGAAAAAAUUCACGGCGGCGGCUAGCGGUUUAAUGACGCGUCCCGGGGUUUCCCCGCGUCAUCGGUCCGCGGCGCGGAACCGGUUCGAAAACGUUAUUGACCCGCUAUAGUGCCUAUAAUGAUAAUAAUAAAAAUAUCGCAUACCGCCGCGGCGGUCAUAAUGGUAAUAAUAUACGAUCCCGAUUUCGAAUUAUUGUGCGCGGCACAUUAUAAUACGCGUACUCGACAUCAUUAUCGUUGUGUUUAACGCGCGUGUUCCCGCGCCCGGCGGUAAUAAUACAGCCCGAGCAUUAAACACCGCGCGCGGUAAUAAACGUCGGGUGUGCGACGAGCGGUCCGGCCGAACGUCAGGUAACCGAGCGAGGAGGCGGUGUGUCUGCCGUGCGUUUUCGGUUUUGGCGAUAUUUCCGAAUUGAAAACGACGCACGAAAACACCGACGACAAUCGUAAAACGUAAAAAUCCGAUUUUUACGGGCGCGCGCGCCCGUUCCGCACAGUAAUCGCGCGUCGCCGUUCCCGAAACAAGGUCGUCGACGCGUAUGCGCACAGGUACGUUACAGGUACAUUAUGUGUACGUAUAUAACAUGCGAAAUCGUUACAAAAUCGCGAUCGAGGGGAUAAGAACGAAAAAAAACAAAAAAAAAAAAAACGCGCGUAGGUACACGAUACGAUAAUAUUAUUAUUACGCGUUAUUAUCACAAUAAAACGCGCAGGUACACGCGCGUGCGUUGAUAAACGAGAUAGUUUGGUAGGUGGGGAUAAUGUCCGAUUGGAUCGCCGUAGCGGAGGCAUUUUCGUAUCUUUUCCGUUUCGUUUUUCGCGGGUGCUGCGGCCGACCCGUAAACCCGCAGCGAUAUUCUGGAAUGCGAUUUGAUUUUUUUUUUUCGCCCCGUUUUCACGGUUAACUCGUGCGAAUUUUCGGAAUUUUUAUGAUCAGGCGGUAUUUUCGAAUACGUUGGUUUUUCACGACGUAUAAGGACUAUCCACGCGGCGAUACCAAACUCCGUUUUUCGAACAAGAACAUUCACGUUUCAAUCCGAUCGCUCCGAGUGUCAUUAUCCUUAGUAUUGAAGUAGGAUAACUCAGUAACUUUUCGUUCAAAUUUCGAUUAUAAUAAGUAAAUAUUUUCAGAAAAAAAUCAUUUGGUUAAAAAUUUGCAUUAAACUACGUAAAAUAAUCAUUUGAAACACCAAAGUUGAUAUCGUUACAGGAUAUCCCAUAAUUUUGUGAUAAAUCUGAGUAGGUACGCGAAAAUAAUUGGCUUUCACUACAUUAAGAAAUUUCAAAAAUCAGAAUUUGAAUUUAUGUAUAAUUUAACCGUAAACAUUUUUAAAAAAAUUCCACUCUGUAUAGUAUAGUCUUAAUACGAGCAUUGCAUGUCAUUGAAUUUUGUCCACAUCGAUUUGGCUAACGACUUCAGUACCUAUAAAAAAAUAAUAAUAAUAAUAAAAGUCCAUUCGGUAUUUUUUUUUUUUCUAUUUGUUUUGGAGGAGGGAGUUCCGUACCCAGGGGAGGCUAAAAAGGUUUCAGCCCCCAUCUCAUCGACCGUGUUAAAAUACAAACAGUUAUUAUAAGCUAUAAUAUCCAAGAAGAUAGAUGGACGCUUCCUGUAUUCAAAUUAUGAGAUAAUAGUUCGGUGCUAAUGCUUAUAAAUUUAAAAUUUUAUAUCAGUUGUAUUAAACACGUUUUCCUAUCAGUUUUUGACCAGAAAAUUUGUUGCUCCAAUGAUUUUUCUUUGUGAAACCAGAGAAUAAUAUCGGAUAUAUGUGAAUAUUGCAGUUUUUGUUUUCGAUUUUUUUUACUUUCCGUACCUAGUAAUUUGACGAAAAAUAAUCGUAAAGAUUUGAAAUUUGUAUUAAAUAUCUAAUUACGUAUAUUAGUAAAAUUUUCAAAAUAUUUUGGAAUUGUUUCAGUUAUAGUUUAGAUUCUAAUAGUUUAUAGCUAUUUGGAAUUUUCCCAAACUUGUUUGGUUUAAUUGUGGUUUAAUUGUGUAAUUUGGUUGAUCCGUAUAAAUGCUAAAGAAUUUGAAACGAGGUAUAUCAUAGUUUCUAGGUAGGUAUACUAGAGGUAAAACAAAAAGUUAAGCGUUAUGUCGUAAUUUAUUUUUAUAUAUGUUUUGACUUCAAAUGUAUGAUACAAUUUGUAAAAAAGAAAUUAAGAACAAUUUCAGUUUAAUUCGUAGUUAAUAAUUAAUGAAAUAUAAAUGUGUCAAUCUAAAUUCUAAAUGCGGCCGUCGUAUUCUCUAUGACUGUAGGCCGGAUUUUACAAAGUUCACCUCGCUAAUUACACAUUAAAAAGUACAAAUAAUUGAAUUACAAAAGGGCAUACAAAUAUAAAGACUUGUAAAAUAACUUCAAGAUAAAAACUUUUUAUAGUAAAUUUAACUAUAUUUUACUUGAAAUUAUUUUAAUAUGUAUCUACAUUUAAUUUAAUGUGUUUCGCCCCUUUUCCCGUAGGAAAAUGCUGCGUACGUCACUGAAGAGGGUAGGGGGAGACCCUAGUUUCGAUGUGAAAUGGCCAGCGCCACAGAACUCUAAUAAUUCUAGUAAAAAUAUUAAUCAUCUCGACCGUCUUGAUGAUGCGGUUUCCUGUAACGGUUUAUGGUGUGCACGGUUAUCGUUACAACGUUUCGCGUGGAAUUUUCCGGAUGCCGCCGGAUAACCGCCGUUAACCGACCUCCGCGCGCAGUGGGAAAAAACAAUAUAUUUUUUCAUACGGUAUUCGAUUUUUUACGUCAACGAGUUACAUGCGUGUUCAAAGCCGUCAGAAAAAAACAAAAAAAAAACACGCAAUCUCUUUACGCGGCCGUUUUUCCCGAAGAAUAUUUUCGCACUAUUGUGCGCAGCACCGUCGGAUAGUAGUGGUGGUUAGGUAUAUCGGGCGCAUGCCUCGUUUCGUAUCUGUCUACGUGAUAAUAUUUUCUCCCCGACACGGCGGGAACCGGCCGCGGAGUAAUUCGGAAAAAGCGAACGCGCGGGCGACGGCCGUAAUAAUUAACACGGCGCGCGCGGCUUUUUGGGCCGGGGCACAAUGAAUACAAACGAGUUUUAAUAACGAAACAUACGUUCGCGUUCCGCAUUGUCAAGGUUGUACGGCGCUGUAAAGGGUACGGGCGCGACGUUACAUUAUGAAUGGAGACGGCGAACGGUUUUUUUUUUUUUCCCCCUCGGCACACGCGCGCGCGCGCGCGCCCUGUAAACAAUGGAAAAUGGCACAGAUACUCGUAGAAAUACUGCGGCGGCGCUCGGAACCCGUAGGUUAUUGUCGGUCGGACGACGGCAAAUGUGCACGGGCGUUUUCAGCGGCCCGCGGGACAUUCUGUUCGGGUCGCUGUUUCCGUACCGCCGCCGCUACCCACAGUGCCCGUCUCGUGAACCGCGCCGUAACGAUAUCGUUGACGCGCGCCGGUUAUCGUUUCGGACCCCGCGCCGUGCUCUACGGCCCCGGGACGCGGUGGUCGCGCCGACCGUCCCCGGUCCGUCCGCCCGAUUUCGGCCGGAUCUCGGAACGCGAUCCACGCGCCGCCGGCGACCGCGAUCUGUUUGUCGUCCGCCACGUAUUAUCGCGGUCCGGGGCAUUAUUCGAUGCGCCGUGCACGCGGACCGCGGCGACUCGUUAACGGCCUAAUUGUUUCUGCGUCGACGACGCGCGGUAUUGUCGCGAUUUCGCGCGGGAACGUCGUCAGUUUUCGUAUUUCUAUGCCGUGCACACCGUUCCCGGGUUUGCGAGCGAAAAUCCGAAAAGCGUAUUUAGUUUGUAAAUUAUUUUGUUUUGUUUUUUUUUUUUUUUUCGCCAACCGUUCGUCGCUCUAUUCGGCGCCAAACCGUGUACGGGCAGCAGCAAUUAAAUACCGGCAGCCGGCCGUCACGUAGUCGAUCGGUUAAAAACUCGUUAAGACGUACAAUUUUCGGUCGGAAUUUUCCGUUUGGAAAUAAUAAUGUAGUAAAUUACAACCGUCGUCGAUUAACCGAAUCACUUGCUAUGCGUUUAUAAUGCCUACGCGACGGGUAGGCAUAUUAUAACGACGAUAAUACACUGGCGCGUUUGUCCCUCCUCCCCCCCCCAUCCACACGCUGUACCUCGUUCUCCCUUCCCCCGCGGCGCGCAUUCGUUUUAUAAGUCGGCCUUUUUCGGGCCGUUAGACUCGGUCGAGGUCGAGGGGAAAAUUAAUAGAUUCAUUACGAAACGACGAUAUUAUUACAAGGUGCGAUAAUAUUUCAAAAAAUACAACGUUGUUUAUGUAUAAGGUCGUUCCCCGAAAGUCCCGGCACGUAUCGUAAUCCGUACCCGCCCCCGACAGCGUGAUGCGGUCGGCGCGCGUCUCGCGUGUACGGGCAGCACCCGUCUCGGGCGGCGUUUCGAACGGCGGUUUCCGACGACCGGAUUUCGGUGUUAUGCAUUACCAUGUGUGUCGUUAUUAGUUUUGCCGGCAAAACCGAAUGCAUAAUAGUAAUAAUAAUAAUAAAAAAAAAACCCCGCAAAGUCGACGCGAACGAUUUCGAAACAUUGCGCGCGCACGCGGCCGCCGGGCAUAAUAACAAAAUCGCAUUCUCGUUGCGAGACGAUAGCCGCCGCCGCUCGGUGUUUCCGGAUCGGGCGCGUUCAACAUUCUCUUUGCCGCGGAUUAGGUAACCGGGCGUAAUCGGUGUGGCCCGUAAUCCGCGCAAAAACGCACGCACGCACGCACGCACGCACGCACAAUAUUUCCGAUCGAUACGGCCGCGAAACUCCACCGCGAGACACAACCGUGACAGUUUUUACCCGCCGAAUACGUCCGUUUGUGUCGUCGAUCGUCGUGUCCACUGUGCGGUUGAGGCGGUUCCCGCAGCCCGCCAAGCCGGAACAUUAUCAAAAGCGGUUCCGCGCCCUCCGGUGGCUGUCUGUUCCGUUAUCAGCCACAUGCCUGUGCACGCGAGUGCAUACGGCGCAUACGGCGCUACAACACCGUACACCGGCACGGCGUAUUCGACAUUACGGACUGUCCAAAUCCAAUCGACACGCGGACUCCGUGAUCCCGGCAAGACAGUACCGAGAGCGAAAUUCACCGACCGAUGGACGCGCGCCGCCACGCGAAUACUGGCCCAUAGCUCUCGCGCCGUGCGUCCUCGUACUAGAAGAACCUAUUCGUGUGUUCACGAUACACGGUGUCGGGGGGCUUCGGUAGGUUCGGUACCGAACCGCUGCGGUCGGCACAACGGCGGGUCCGCCGUCGAUUUGCGAUCGUCGGCCUGACCGUGGGGCGCGACUUAGGGGAUUGGACCGCGGGCGUUCGCGUUUUUUUCUCUCGAAACGUUCAUUAAGUACGAGUGUGCGAUUUCGUUUGCGAUUCCGCCGUAAAAAACUCUGACACAUAUGAAACCGCGUAUUGCGGUAAAUAAAGCGUUAUUAUUAUUAUUAUUUUUUUUUUUUAAUUUAACGAGGACGGUACGUCUUGCCAGGAGAUCCGCCCCUGAGCCGGUGGGCAUAGCCACUGAUUCGGUCGCCCGUCGACUUUGGCCACUGUAUUGUUGACGUCGUAUCGCGGGGCUGCCUCAUUAAAACGGAAAAUUUCUGUCGGUCAAAUCGGUUCUCUCAUCUCACCGCCAAGCGGCGUCACGAACUCUAUACAUUUGCGGUCAUACGUUUCCGGGAAUUUUAAUUAGAAUGAAUGCUUGCGUUUUUAUCUUUUUUUUUUUUUUUUUUUUUUUUUUUCGGGUAUAGGUAUUAUAUUAUAUGGUGUAAUUACAUCGAAACACCGUGGUACACAAUAUUGCAAUCAUGACGCGUGUUCAGGGCUGAAAAACCGAUUCGCAUUCCGACCGCGGAACGACACUCGUCAUCGAAACGUCCUAAGGUCAACGCAAUAAUAUUAUUGUACAUAUCGCAUUAUAUUAUAGCCUCUUCAAGGUAUACUGCCAAUGUAAUAAUGAUAAUAAUGAUGAUAAUAAUAAUAAUUUAAUCUCGCCGCGGCGUACAGUGUUAUAUAAAGUCACGUCGAAACGCUGACGAGACUUUUGAACGAUUAUUGUAAUAUUAUUGUACGAGCGUGUUGUAUAGGAAAUCUAUAUGUCCGUUAAUUACUGAAUUAUUAUAAACGGAAAAAAAAAAACAAGAAAAAAAAAAACUUUCGAACGUGACGGGUCGUGAAAACCGUCGAAUUAUUUAUUUAUUUACACGGAUCGACUGUUAAUAAUGUACACUCACGGUGUGAAUAUUAAAACGGCCCGCGUACAAGCGUCACGCGGAAACGAAUUGUCAACAGAUGUAGGUAUACACCUAACCUAACCCAUACGGUUUACUUACGUCGUAGGUACCCAUUCGAGUGGGCAAUAUUAUGGUUAAACACACUCGAUUGCGUAAAUAUUAAAUAAAUAAUAAAAAAAAAAUAUUAAAUUUUUUCUCAAGGUAAAAAACCGACACGAAAACGAUUGCCGCGUGCGCUCAGCCGCUGCCGCGUUGGCCCCGCGGACGGGACCGUAAUAACGAAGAAAUUACGGUUUGAGGUUAUCGUCGCCGUACGAUUAUUUUAAUGCGUCUUCAUGGUGUCCGACGGACGUGUAAGAAUAUUACGACGUUACGUAACGCGCGAUCCUUCCGACAAAGAGAAAGACUCUAAUUAUUAUUACAGGCCACCACCUAUAUCAUCACUCCUCGUCGUCCGCCCGCAAGCUUUCUUCACGGUACACGUAUCCGGUACACCGCAGUGUUGUGCAAUUCCCGAAAUUCCCGAGACAUUUCUGUGGGUGUUUUUCGUAAAUCUAACUUUACUACCUCAAUUUCGGCUUUUAUCAAAACAUGUCUAUAAUGUCGAAAAAGAUUGACAUUUAUCUCUUCGUCCAACCCACUCCCCUCCCCCCCCAAAAAAGAAAUUACCUCUUUAGUAGAUUUGAUAUUUGACAAGAAAAAUCUAUACCUAUUAUAUGAAGUUUUUUACAGUCCUAUGGCACAAAUAUUAAAAAACUUCAUCGCUCAGAAUCUAAUAAUUUCCAAUCUGUUUGGAUUUUUAACCGUUAACGAUCCUAACUCGGUAUCUUUUUCCGUUUCAUUCUCGUCCUACGGCUACCAUAAUACUGUCGUAGUCGUUCAGCUGGACGAUGUUUUCCUCUCGGUCAUCAGCUUGUUACUUACAUAAUAUUAUUGAGUAUAGUACGAAAUGUAACGAUAUUGAUUUUUCAUACGCGUCUAACAGUUUUCAAAGUCCAACAUUAUACCCGUAAUAUUAUUAUCCGGUCGAAUUACAAUUCAUUCGGCCAGUAUUAUUUUUUCGGUACCUAGGUAUAAUUUUAUUUAUAACGAAAAUGUCGACGUAAGGUCGUUGUGUCGUGUGACUUUGUAUAGCGCGGUCGAGACCGGAAAAGACGUUAAACCGCGGAGUAUAAAAAUUACAUUUUGGUAAAACAACACAGAUAAAAAAAAAAAAAAAAACUACUUGUUUCGCGCUUUCGUAAACGAUUGUUGGCGCACUUAAUAAUAUUAAUUGCGGCCGCGACUAUUAAGUAUCCAAACGACCCCGGGGCAUCGUCAUCGUCCGAUAUAACCUACCUAUAAUAAUAACAAUCAUUGUGCCCGUAUUAACUCGUCGUGACAAAUGAAUAAUAUUCAAAAUGACCACCGUUGUCGUCACGCACGAAAACGUUUUUCAUUUGCGAAAUAUGACAUCGGUCGUUUUCUUUUUGUUUUCUGAAUUUGCAAAGUAUUAAUAAGGAACGUUAGAAAUGAAAAAAUGGACAAAACUGCGGCAGAUAUACAUUCGCGCUACUCGGCGUUAUCGAUGAAAUGCCGUAUAUAUAUAUAAAAAAAAAAAAAAAACCGCCCCUUCAGAAUCCGAUUGUACUGUUAUUUCUGGAUCAAACGCGGUGUAUACGAUUAAUAAUGACUAAUAAUUGAGUAACAAUUAAUAACAUUACCGUUCGAUUUGUUUAUUUUCGCAGAGAAGGAAACGAAGAAUCCGGUGGCGGUAAGACAAUGAUAUCGUCCAGCGUGGGCAGUUCUCCGGACGUGGUGGCCAUGGAGCCCCGGAACGGCGGCGGCAGCGUCAGUGUGGGGCUCGCGGACGGCGGCGCCGGCGGCGGCAUCGUUAACCCCGCGUUCCAGCCGCCGUCUCUGCUCAGCCAACAGAGCACCGUGUGGACCCGUCGCCAGCAGGCCGUGUGCGUCCGGCACGCGUUCAAACACUACGGUUCCGCCAGCAAGCCCAACCACGUGCUCAGCAACCUCAACAUGACCGUCGCUAAAGGCACAAUGUCAGUAUACCGCACGUAUUACCCGCGGAUAGUUUAUUAAUAAUUAACAAUAUACAUCGCAAACACGGCUGGGCCAUAGAACCAGACGACAUGUUAUCGAGUAGGCGCGAGAAAAUAGAGCGUUCGGACCACAAACCUGUGGCCGCUGGGGGCAGUGUGCCACGUAUGAACGCACCCCUCUCUAUGGGUACCGCGCAGACGACACGAUAAGCGACAGAGAAAAAAUACGGUUUAGGCCAUGUCUCUCGGUCUGUAUCGUCUCGAUGGCCCACAGACAGGGCGGUGCUGAUGACUGAGGAGACGCUGUUUCAACAGUACUAUCAACGGGCUGGGUUUCAAAUUAACGAUUAUUUUUGUUACGCACAUAAUAUAAGCAUUUGCCUUGAAAUAACAAACAAUACUUUUGGACAAAAUUCAGGGGAGGGUGGGUAUAGUCUGACUAUCCAUUGGUUAAUAGUAAUUAAACUAUAAUUACAAUAAUACAAAAUAUUGUAAAAUGAUAUCAAAUUAUAUUCUUCUUCUGUUCUCCCGAACACCUAGAUCGUUCUAAAUAUACACUGCCAUGAUAACUCCCAUAACAUCUAAGCAGUCCUCAUAUAAUAUCACUUUUAAUUGCAUCUAUAAAUUUCCUUUUCGAAUUUCGUGUCCUCCCCUACUUCCGCAUCCACGCAUUAAUUUGUGCUUAUAGUCACUCUCUUAACAUGCACACGUUGGGCCGCCUAUGGCCUUUGCUAUCCCUUUAAAUUUUUCAUUCCUUAUUUCUUUAGCGAUGGAGUUUUUAUAAAGAAUUUAUUCAUCUCAAGCAUUUCAAUCUCUGAUAAACUAGUCUACCGUAUAUCGUCAGUCUUUCUACAGUUUUUUUUUCUUAAUAGUAUAGUUUUGUGAUUUAUCCUUAUUCCUUAUAAUAUAUUAUUAUAAACACCAAAUCAGCAUAACGCCCAGCCCGCGAUUCGUUAGGCGGCCGCGGCGGCACGACACCUUGAGCAAUACAACACUCUCUGCAUCGACACACAUUUUUAUUUUCUAUUUAUUUUUUUCGCACGGUACGUUACCACCCGUGACCACUGACCGCGUUAGGUUUUUCUCUUGCUCUUUCUCUCCCUCCUUUUAAUCAUUGUUUCUCGAAAACUAUUUACAUCCCCGGGAAAAAUCCCGCUGCCACGUGUUGGGGCUUUCACAUGCAAUAGUUAUUGGUAGUUUAAAUUAUUUAGUUGAAAAAUAGUUAAAUGUUUGAACACCGAAGAUACAGAUCACAAUAACUCAUUCUGAUCAUGGGAGCAACAAACAAAAUCAUUUAUUUUAGAUUCUAGGUAUUUUUUUUUCAAUAUUUUUUGAUAGUGAACAAUACACAUUACACCUGACAGAUCAGAAGUUUUCGAGAAUGCAGACAAAUUUUUUGAUUUUUGUUUCGCGAUAUUCUUUUUGAGGGUAACACAUUACAGUCACUAGCCAGGAUCGUCAUCACCAUUUAUGAUUAUCACUCUCCGGUCCUUGAAUAACCCCAUUUUUCAAAAUUAUUUCCACCAAGCUUUAAGGAUGAAAUGGUGUUUUAAAAAACACCAAUAAGUUCCAAGUGAUGGUUUGGUUUUUUCAUCACCAAAUAAAAUCUGUCAAAUUAAAUGAAAAAAUUGUACUGACUCGGAGAGAAAUUCUGAACUAGUUAACUAGUUAACUAGUGAACGGAUUUGUCAUCAACCGAACCAUUUCAAGUGGGUUGUCGAGUGAACAGUUUUUUGCGCUGUAAACUCUCACUUUCCCGAAUUUUUUUUCGAAUGUUCUUUUAUAGGAAAAUAUAAAUUAAUUCGAAAAAUAUACCAUCAGUGUGUGUCGAAUUUAGUAUUAUCACAAUUAGAUAAAUGUGUAUUCACAGAUGCAAAAUGUAAUCAUUAAUUUAACCUAUUUCCAAUAAAUUUAAUUUUUCAACUAUAUAUUCUAUAUAUUUUGUAGUGUGUUGAAUGAUAACAUAUUAUGACCUUUUAAUGAUUUACUAAUACAAAUUUAUUGUAUUGUGCAUUUCAGAUACGGGCUGUUAGGAGCCAGUGGUUGUGGAAAAACCACGUUGCUCAGUUGCAUUGUCGGACGGAGGCGUUUGAACACUGGGCAAAUAUUCGUGCUAGGCGGAAAACCAGGAACUAAAGGCAGUGGAGUGCCCGGAAAACGUGUUGGAUACAUGCCUCAGGUAAAAACGUGUUUCGCUAUUAAUAAAUUAGGUGAGAGUAAAAGGAACGAAUCGAAUCGAUGAUUUUGGCAGAGGUUAUAACCGCGGUCAUCAAAAUUAUAUUAUAAUUUGGGAUUUGAUUUUAUAUACGACCAACUUGAAAAUUAAAUAAUUAAAUAAUUAAUUACAGUGGAACCUCGAUAACUCGAACCUCUAUAAGUCGAAUUUUCGAUAACUCGAAGGAAUACCUUGGCCCCUGGCUUCCAAUAUAUGAUAUGUGUGUGAUAUGUAUAUGUUUUCCAUAAGUCGAAUUUUCGAUAACUCGAAUUUUUUUUUCGCCCCCAACCGAUUCGAGUUAUCGAGGUUCCACUGUAUAUUAUACAUAUUAUUAACUGGUUAUUUUCGUGUAACCAUAAUAGUAAAAGAAACAAAAUAAAUUUUAAAAUAUUUUACCGAUAUAUCGAUAUUGGCAUAAAUGUAGACUCUAGAUAGGUUGGUAAUAAUAUAUUUUGAUUAAUUAAAUACACCUAUAAUUAGAUUGAUUUUAGUACGGUUGUAGUACGUAUAGGAAAUAAGAUAAAAAUAAUAAUUUAAUUUCGAUAUUAAAUCUUGGAACAACUUUAUCCUCUGAUUUUUUAACAUAGAUUUAUAUUAUUACAAACACGUACAAUUUUAUUGGAAUAGAUAUAUACCUACUUACCAAUAAUUCUGUUAUCCGAAAUAUACCAAAAUAUAUUGCAAAAGUCGUUGAGGGUUAUUGGAUUAUUUUUAAAUUUAAUAAAUACCCGCCUACAAAAUAUUAUAGGGAAAACACCUACAUACUUAUUACAAAUUCGGAAAAAAAACGAGACGAUAUUAUUUGAAGAAUAACUUAUAAGUUUUUUAAAAUAGAGUUUUUGUUGAAUUUUCCCCAGAAACUGAGACUUUUGAGGAAUCUAGAUACUGUUGUGUCUGUUAUAAAUAAUAUUUUCCCUGCUACUAUUGGGCACUUUAGCGAUUGUCUUUGGACUAAAUGAGCUCAAAUUCAGUAAUUAGUCAAUAAAUUUCAAUAAUUAUAGUUUGUUUAUAAUCGGAUUGUAAUUGUAAUGAAAUUGAAGCAGCAAAACAAAAUUAGAUUAAUAAUCAUCAAAAAAACGGCAAUCAAAUAUUCGCUUUAGGGCGAAAAAUAUCUUACGACGUGUUUGAAUAUACGUACCCGUAAAUAUAAAUGUUAUUUCCACCUACCUAAUUCGUUCGCAUUAGUGUUCUUGUUUCGUUUCGAUUAUAUUAUUUUUAUUUCAUUGCCGAAAAUGUCGAAAAUUAAAAAAUCUAUGACAAAUCGUUUAAAAAGUUUCGUGUUGAAGUACAGUAUACGGAUAUAUUUAAAAACAGAUAGAACUAUUAUUUUUUGUAAGUUAUGUAGGAUUAAGAAACAGUGACGGAGAAUUUUUUGUGACUCGGUACAUUAGUAUUGAAAACCAUAAACGAGUAGUUAUCAGGAAAAAUGAAAAGAAUAAAAACACAAAAGUUCAACAGCUUACUAAUACUCCAAAAAAAAAGUUAAUUCUCGUAAGAUGUAUGUAAAGCUUUGUUGUCGGCAAACAUAUCGCUUCACAAAAUUAGUAAUCCUCAAUUGAAAUUAUUUAUGGAAAAGUAUAGAUACAGAGAAAUCCCUAGUGAACAUAUUAAUGAACAUUUUGUAUAAAAAACUAAAUUUAUAAGUGCAUAUUUUUGAAACAUAUUUGUACUUUUUUUAACGCACAAAUGCAUGCAUAUUUAGUACUUUUCAAGAACAUUAAGUUUCGAGCACUAGUCAUCAGCAACAGUUUGAAGAAAAAGAAAAUAAAAAAAAAGAGAAAAAGUUUUCUGUCCGUUUUCAUACAUUGUUGUAAAACACGUAUCGGAUACGAUAUUUUGAUAAUAAUUAAUAAUGGAUAAGACGUAUACGAGAACAAUAACUAAGUAUACCCACGUUUUUAAGUAAAAAAGUUUUGAGCAUAUGCAUUGUUAAAAAACCAAUAAGUGUGUGAUCAACUAGAUCACUGACUAUUAUAUCAACUAUGCAUUUUUUAAUAUUCGUGUGUUAAAUGACGACGUUCUAGGAUAAAAAAAAUGUGAUAACCGGAAAAACGUGAUGUUCUCUAUUCGCCGGUCGAUGAUUCGUGACGGCGGUAGUAUAAAAAUCCAAAACGUGUUAACUUGUUGGAGUUCCUGGGCGGAACCACGGAUUAUCAUAACCGACGCAAGUUUAAGAUUAUAAAAUAAAAUUCGUUUUUAAUUAUUACUAUCGUAAUUUUUAUUAUAAUUAUUUUUUUUUUUUUUUGUCUACGUUGUGUCCGCGACGCGAGACUUCUCGGCUACCGUUUGUUGACCUCUGCGCAGCUUCGGCUUCGACUGAACAGGAAAAUAUUAUUUACCUAUUCCCUAUACCAAUCAAUUUUUAUUAUUUUUCUGGUCCGAAAAAUCCGAUCGAAAUAAUAUUUUAUCUGCCGUCGCGACCGGUGACAAGGUCGAUCGUACUCGGAUGACGUAGGUUACAUAUUAUGUGUUUAUUUAUAUGGCCGGCGUGGAACCUUUUCAAGGCGUAAAACCGUAUGAUUUGAGGACGACGCCAAGGCUGCGCUCAACGUCGCGUUUUCGUGUACCUUCUCAUAGAUUCCGUAAUACACGCACUAUGAGUUUGAUGUUUUUUUUUUUAUUUUGACGCCUGCCUAAUAAUGCUGUUUUAUGGUUGUCGGCGGUUAAACUGAACAGAAAAUAGUUGUCUGUUAUCGCGGUAACAAACGCUCCAAAAACCGUAAUGGGAAUAAAACAAAAUACAAAUGUAGGUAAGAAGAAUGUCGUCAAUAAUAACUGCAGUCAUAUAAUAUUACUAUCGAACGCGUACGUUUAAAAGUAAUCUCUCGAACGUUUAGUUUAGUUUCUUUUUUUAUUAUAAUAUUGACGGUGGUCACACGUGGUUAUUUUCGAUAAGACCGCGAGACGCGUCGUUCGAGUCGCGAUUAUAACCGGUACAGGAGCCGGAUUUCAAUCCAGUGCACAUUUUUUCCCCUGAAUCAUCAGGAAAAUAAUAUAUUCUAAGUGCACAGUUCAAUUCGUGUAACCUAACCUAACCUAAUCCAAUGAUACUUCGAAAUUUUUAUUCGAUAUUUUGCUUUACCGGCUUGUCCAUUUUCGUUUAUUAUUUUUAUUUUUUUUCUAAGAGAGCAUGUUUAAGCCAUUUUUGAAAAUGAGAGUGAACAUUAUUAUGAUUUCCCGAACAUAGUCGAUUAUUAACUUUGGGGAGGAGGAGGGUAUACAAAAAGCUUAGAAUGUAUUUCCGCAUAUUAUUCGUUAAGCAUCAUACAUUUUACAAGUACGAAGGUCUAGCUGAACAAAAAACAUACUUCUUUGGAGUGUGUAUAAAAAAAAUUAUAGAAUUUUAAAUGGACCCUAAAUCUACGUAAUUUGUUGUACUCUAUUAUGGUAGGUAUAUUUAGGUCGUUAAGUGAUGAUUAAUUCACGCACUAUGUACGAAUGAGAUUUAAGUCUGUGCAAAUUGUUGUCGGUCUGCAACAUAUGCAGACUAGUAGAUAAAUUACUAGUAUUUAUAUACUACUAUAAUAUUAUAUAGUAGAUAUACUGGUCUUAAUCAGCACAACAGUCAUCGUGUCUCGGUAAAACCCACAAGAUAGGUAUUUGUGGUGAUCAACUUACAAAACAUAAAAAAAAAAAAGACGUCUUGUUAAUGUGAGUUUAUAAUUUGUGUCAGUGAAUUAUUUUCAUAUACCUAGUUAUGUGGGAGAAUGCAGUUUUAUCAAAAAAUAUUUAUUUUAUUAUUUCGGAGCAUCGUUGUCAAGAAUAAUAUUAUGGAAACCGACACAAUAUAAUAUUAUAUUAUAUUGUUAGGUACCUAUUUACUAUCGUGUUCGUGGAUCUCGAUUUUAGAAACAUAAAUAAAAUAAUAAAAUAUAGUUUAACGAGUUUCACAAUAGAAAUUUUCGGGAAUUUUCAAUGCAGGGGGUGGGAGUUCUAGAAAAAUAUUAAGUGAGGCUCUCUGCACACAACUUCCUAGUUACGAUAUGCAAUAUUGUUUUUAAUAAUUAUAAUGUAAAAAAUAAAAAUUAAACGACAUCUUUACUCAUAAAUUAGACAACAUUUUUUUUCAAAAAAUAUGGUAUUCUAGAAAUUUGCACUAAGGUUUUCGGUAGAAAAAUAUAAACUUUAACAUUUUUCCCGAUUAUUCUGAAAACUACUUUGGUUAACAAAUAACGACUUUUGAGAUACAUAAAAAAAAUGUACUAUACACUAAUUGUAUAUCUUAAAAAGGCCUACAAAAAAGUCCGCUGUGGUAUGACCUACAGUAAUCAUAAAUGUGAAAGUUUGUUUGGGUGGAUGUAUGUUACUCCUUCAUGUCAAAAAUUACUGAAUAAAUUCAGCUGAAAAUUUGCACGAAAUUUGAAUUAUUUAGUUCUAGAUCAUAAAUAACUUAUAGGCUACAUUUUUUCCCUUAAUCGUCCCUAAAGGAAGGUACGACACACAGGAUUAUUGGUAUUUUUGGUACAAAAAUCAUAUUAUUUUUAAUUAAUGGGUCACUUUGGUGAUAUGGAUGAAAUAAUAAAAUAAGUUAAAACAAAGUAAACAAAAAAAAGUUAGGGGCUGUUAUAGCUGUCGCGAGGACACCCGCAAUGAACAAUAGUUACUAUAGAAACUGAUUACAUAGUUCAUUGUUAAACAGUAUUUCUUUUGGCAUGGGAAACGCCGGGCGGGUAAACAAGUUAGUAUACAAAAACUGUGGUCAAAAAACUAUAGUCGUACUUUUUAAUUACGAUCUAAUAUUAUUGAUUAUUAAUUGAAUUAUCAUUUUAUCGAUCGACUUUUCGAGUUAUCUUUUUAAUUUAAACAAUUUGCCUACACCGUAUCCACGUGAAAAAAAAAAAAUAACACUUGAAUAAAAAACAAUCCAUAUUUAUACAUAAGAUGUUUAAAUCUAAAAAUUAGCUUUUUUCGAUUUUCGAAAUUCUUCAUAACAAAAUACGGACAUAGUAUUAAGAUUUUACAAUCAAUAUAAAAUCAUUGCUUUGGAGUUCAUGAUGUAUGGUGUAUGAAGAUUUAUUUUAUACAAACAUUAUUCUUUACAGUUUAUAAUUUUGAUAUAUAUAUACGGUUUUGUAUGUAAUAUUUGUCAGAUUGCUGUUUUCAUACACAACAGUUUAGUACACUUUUUACUUAUGAUUGAAGACAAAUUAACGGUUUAAAAUAAAAACCAUCAUAUGAGAUAUGUCAUUCGUGUAAUAAUAAGAAUGGUUUUUUAAUUUUAUAAAGUUAAAAAUAUCAUUAUCAUAUGUAUACCUAGCCUUAAAAAUUAAAAAAAAAAAUGAAUAGAACAUCGUUUACAUUUACAAAGCAACAUUAUUUGUUAUCAUUUAUUAUUAUCAUAAAUUAUCAGAUGAUUUUUUUUUUUAAUCUGUUAUUAGAACCACAGUAAUCGCAAUGUUGUUAUCUAUUUUAUCAACAACGAAUUAUAAAUAAGAAUAAAAAUAAUUAUAACAACUUUUUAUUUAUAUUGAAACGCGAUCGAAAUCAUAUUACGUUUGACAAUUGUGUAAUUAUUCUGAAAAUUGUGUUAUCUAUUGCUACGGAAUAUUAUUAUGUUUAAAUUUUAGGUAUACGCGUAUUCGAAUUACACAAACAUAAGUCGAAUUAAAAUAAUAUUAUUAUGGUUAUAAAGCACCACGACGUAUAUGAACGAUCACAUUAUAAUGUUUAAUAAAUUAAAUUCUUACACAAAUAACCACCGACCCAAAUGCAUAAUAAUAUGCAAAGUUUUAUUUUUUGAAUUUUUGUUCGCGAGAACGGUUGACGAAGCCGUUCUGAAACAUUCAUUAUAUAUUCUGAAAAAAAGAACAUAUUGUUCAGAUUUUAUAACGAGACGUAUUUUUUCGAGUACCCCGGGAUCGGCAUAAGCCGACAUCGUAUAUCGGUGGAUAUUGAGGAUAUCAAGGUUGGGGGCAGGUGAGGUUUCAAAAAACUUCUGAUUUUAUUGAAAUACGAACAAAAAGCAUUCGUAAUUCAACCGAUGAGUAUCUAUUCGGAUAAUAAUAUUUCAAUAACAGCCCGCGGUUUUCAGUUUUUCAAAUAUAAAAUCCGGGUAUCGCGGUUUUUUUCGCUUAUUUCGAUACCUAACUUCUUAUUAUUAUUUCUUUAAAUGCUUUAUGUUUAAUUUUUUUUUUGUUUUUCGAGCGUUUUUUUGUUGAUUCUAAAUGCCUUUAAGUCGUCGAUUAUAAAAUCACAAUGCGCAACGACGGUAAUUGUUCGAAUUAUUAUUAUUUUCGCGAUAAAAUAUUAGAUACCUACAUGUUAUACGUACUUACCCGUGUUUGUAUUUCAAAAUAAAUAAUAUUUUAGCGGCGUGUUUUAUUAUAUACCAGACAACCGCGUCGGGCUGUACUUCAAAAAAACAUAAUAAUAUGUAUAGGUAGGUACUUGUACAGUAUAUGAAUUCCCAUAUUUGCAGUUCCGCAAUGUUUUGAAAUUGUAGAACACGUAUUUCGAGUUAUUUUCAUUCGCACACACGUGCACUCAGUAUACACUUGUAAAACCGUCCGUGUCCAUAACACAUUCGCUGCGUAACACACAUAAUAUUAAAAAAAAAUAAUAGAAAAACUACAAUAAUUAAUCAAUUAUUUAUUUACCUGUUCGAACUCGAAGGUUUUUCAUCAAAUCAAUAUGAUUUAUCAGUCCAGUAUUAUUAUUGUUUUAUAUUUUUUUUGUGAUAAUUACAUUGCGAGAUUUUCAUUUUAGAUAUCCAUGGUAUACAAUAAAUACCUAACGCAUAUUAUUAAUUAUUAUUGGUUUUCGUGUAUUGGUUUUGGUAUUUUUUCCUAAUAUAAAUAUACAAAAAAUACACACUAUAUAUUUUGAUAUUACAAUGUCUUUAAGUAAAAAAAAAAUAAAAAUAAAAUAAUAAGAAUACAAAUAAAUACAGCUAUAGUUUCAAUGACAUGGUUUUUACAACGUAUUUGGUCAUGAUGAUUUUAUAACUUUAUUCUAAAAAAAAAAAACCCUUUUUUUUUCCAUAUUAUAUUUUAAGCUCUUCAAGGGAAUCUACGCGAAAAUUUUUUUGAAAAAAAAAAAAGGAAAUUAUGAAAAAAAAAAUAAAAGAUUAAUAAGUAAUUGUAGUUCUCAUAAAUAUUGCCUACAGUUUUUAGCGUUAUAUUUAACAAUAGAGUUAAUAAAACAAAACAUUUUACAUUUUAUUGUUUUAUUACGAGUUUAUAUAUUUAUAUAAUAAUACAAUUUAUAUUCGUCCUUAAAAAAAAAUUACGAAAAGCUACAACAAUAUAAUUAAAAUGGGUUUUUUGAUUCUGAGCGAAGCGAGAAGGGUAUUUGUUUUGUAGUGGUGGGUUUUUUUUCUGUCUGUAAACAAUUGUUCGACACAUGCAGGGAUCAUAGGUCAUUUUUUUGAUCUUCCUUGUAGAAGUUUAAAUUAGUUUUAAACUAGUUUAGGAGGAACAGCACAUGGGAAAAAUGAGAAUAUUCACACCUCAACCGUUUUUGUUAAUUUUGAUAUAGGUAUAUAUAUAUAAAAUAUUUUAAUCAGUUAUUCAUUCCUAGCUGUUAGAAAUCGAUUUUUUUAGAUUAAGAAAAACAAUACUACACUAUUAUUCUACUAAGCGUUUGAUUAUUAUGAAUUUAUACUUGAUUUAUAUUUAGAAUGAAUUGUUUGUGUAUGCGAACCAACGUCUUUUUAAACAAUUUAUUAUUAUUAUUGUUAUUCUUAUAAACCAAUAAAAUGCCGUAAAUUUUAUAUUAUGUGUAUAUUUUUGAAAUUACCACAACAGAAACGCAAUACUAUAAUAACGACGAUGAGGUAUAAAAAGAAAAUUAAAUUUCAUAUUUAGUGUAGGUGUUUACUGUAUAUACAUAUAUGUACUAUAUAUAUAUGUAAUAAUAUCGUGUUUGACACUCUUCAGUAAUCGCGUUUUCCGGACGAUUUUAUUACUCGAAUGAUACUGACGUUAAAAGUAGUAAGUUUAGAAAUUAUAGUUUUCCGUCGUCGUCGGGUUGUUUUUUUAAUAUUUUAUUUUUUAAUUACGUUCGUAAUGCUAAUUUUUGAUUUAUCUUUAAAAAAAAUCGCUCGUCCAAUUUUCUUGUACUUUUAUUAUUAUAUUAUGACUCUUGAAAUUAUUAUUAUUCAAUUUGAAAUUUGAAAUAAUUCGCUCAUCGGUGUAUUCUACUGGUCAUAAUGCGGUCAUUGUCCGCCGUUUAGCUGCAGCAGUUGACCUCAUAGAACAAUGACAAAAUGAGUCUUGCUGGAUUUUAUAGGAUAAUCAAUAUCGAAAAGAGUGGACAAACUAGACAGGUACCUACGACGUUUACUUCGGAUGACGAUUCGACGAUGAAUAAUAUUCGUGUCCUGACAAAAUGAUCACUAAAAUUAUAGGCCAUAAUGGCUGCUAAUGAAAAUAGAAACCACCACAAAACCUUUUAUUCUCUCUUUUUGUCUAUCUCUCUCUCUCUUUUUCUCUCUCUUUCUCUCGAGUAAAACACUCAUAAUUAUUAUUAUUAUUAUUAUUCGGUUUCGGUAUAUUGUUUGAGACAGCUGGGUUGGCUGCAAAAAUUAAAACUGUUCUCCUACAGUGAGGACGUUGUUGACUUUUACAAAUGUCUACUUCUAUAUCUAUUUCGGGUUAUUAUUAUAAUAUAAUAUUACAUGUAUCUUCGUUUUGCUCACAUAAACGUCAAUUAUUAAUCGACACGAACAGUUAACUUUUGUUCUGUUUUAACCACAAUAUUAGCCAAUAUGGUAUUAUUAUUAAUGAUUUUUUUUUUUAAUUACCUAUACAUUUAGAACGAUUUAUAGCAGGUGGCUACUCAAUCUUUAGAUAGGUUAUUUCCUCAAAAUUUGGUCUUGGAGAAUGUGAUAGAUAUAUUAGUUAAUUUUCAUAGUUUUCAAAUUUUCGAUUAGUUGACUGCAGCUUUCCACGUACCUCUGUAAUUACUCAAACCUCCUACUUUGUAAUGUUUUAUUCCUAUGUUUUGAAGAAUUUGUGAUAUAUAUUAUAUCCUUGAUAUCUUUCAAUUUUAUGUUAUGCGACUUAUAUUUUUUUUAAUAAUUGUAUUUUUUCUUUAAUUCUUCAUAAGUCUGAUUCAUUUGUUUCUUACUUGAUCGUGUCACAAAUUCUUGGAAUAUUUUACGGUAACACCACGACGAACGAAAAAUAUUUUCACAUCGUUUGGUCAUUUUAAAACUUGUUUGGUUGAAAUAAAUAUAUGAUAAGAAAAAUGCCACAGGUCAAUUAAUAAUUUAAUAAAAAUAUAAUAUUUUGUCAACGAUUGGUAACUAAUUCAAUAUAAAUAUUAUAUGACUCACAAAGAUUAUAUAUAUAAAUUUAUAAUCAAUGGUCUAUGUUUAACCAACGAUCAAUACAGCAGAACGGUCGGUUCGUAUUUCGGACUUCCUAUACCACUAAUAUUCAUAAAUCAUUGAUUAUACAAGCUGAACAAUGUCAAAAUAAAUAUUAAACGUUUCAAUGAAUAUUCUUUGAAUAUUUUUUCAAUCAGAUUUUAUUUACAAUUGAACAUAUUCUGAUUUUAAAAAUAUUUAAAAUAAAAAAUAAACCAUAAAAUCCGAGAAUUUAAAUUUAUAUAUAUAGAUUAUGUACACAAUAUACAUAUAAAUACAAUAUAUGUAUAAUACUAAAAAUAUCUAAAUAAAAAAUAUUAAUCGUUAUUUUGUAAUUUUAAUUUUUAAUAAAUGUAAGUAAGCAAUUCAUUUAUAUUUUAUUGUAGAAUAAUAAUAAUAAUAAUAAAGAGCUUGGACGGGUGUGGCCACUGUUGUGGAUGGAUGUUGGGAAAGUGGGAUACAUAAAGUUAUUUAAUUUUUACCUGUAAACAACGAUAAACUAUUGAUAACGAAAAAUGAUUCGGAGUGAAGUUCGUUUAUAUAUGUUUUAAAAAGCCGUAAUAUUUACAAUUGUUGUUAAAAUUUAAUUUUAAAACUUUUAUAGAAAAAAUUAUACUACAUUAAACUAAUUUUUUUUCCGAUCACUAAAUACGAAUUAUAUUGAACCUCCAAUCAAAUUUUCAAGAAUUUUUGUUAAGUUUUCAUUUUUUACAUAUUUUUUUUCAAUUUUUUUACAGAGUACCUACAAAAGAAAUAUUACGUAAAAACUGACAAAAUUAAAAUUUCUAUAAAUAGCUCAAAAAUAACUCAAAUGUUUUAAUAAUUUUACCGCGUUUAUAAAAAGUAAAAAUACAUUUUCCAUAUAAAUUUCAAGUUUAUACAUACAUUACAAACUGAAUUACAUUAAAAAAUUGUAAUUUAAAAUAAUAAAAGAAUUAUUUUCGUAAAUUUUCUCGUUCUUUCUACGUAUUUAUCGGUUUUGCUUAGAUUUUUAAAAUACUAUAAAGAAAUUCAAAAAAGGACUUUUUUGGUCACCAACUAGAUUAUUAAUUCAACAAAAAAAGAUCUCUUAGUGUAAAAUAUAAGUCGUCAAGAUUUAAAAUAAUAAAAUCGAAACGUAUAAUCAAUGGUAACACUAUAUUUCAAUAAUGCUUCUAUAAAUUUCGGUUUUUGAUUGUGCUUACUGCAGCUUGCAGGUGUCCUCCUAGAUUUCACUCCUUUAUAAAUAAACUGUAUAAGUCCAAUGUUGUUUUUUGUUAAUAAGUGUUUUUUCUUUUGAAAAAGAUAUUUUCCUUGUACAAUUCUAUUUAUUAUGUCCAAAACUUGAUUCUAUCAUUCUCCGUUAUACUACCUACUGACACGAUAGUAAUAGUUAGGAUCUUGUUCUAAGUUCUAGAUAGCGGAUAUUAUGUUGACAGAUUUUGACAAAUAUUCCAAUAUGCCAUACAAACUCAAUAUCAAAUUCAUUAUUAUACAGUAUAUAGUAUACACCUAUAUUCGGAAUAGGUGUACGCGGAAAAACGAUUUCUCCGUACGCUGCAUAAUUUUUUUUCUGUUCCCCAUUAGAAUCACUGACUGUAAUUUAAAAGUGAACAUUUUACAGAAAACAUUACAUUAUUUUUCUUUUAAAUUUUUAUAUUGACGAUAAUAGGUACGCAAAUACCUUCAUGUCGUAAUAUACGCGUAUCUAUUAUAGGAAAACACUUAAAAUAAUAUAUUCUGAACCUACUUGAAGAAUACUUUUAGUAUACUUACUUAAUUAUUUUUUAAAUUUAACUAGACUUUAAAAUCAUGUGUGUACAUGCAUUUAUUUAAAAUUGAUUAAAUUCAUUCUACUUUUUUCUGUAUGAUUCUAGCAUACAAAAGUUGAAAAUACCUUUAUUUCUUAACUAUCUCAUCAUUAUGUUAUUUACGGAACUACAACGCUCGAGUACUAAAAUAUAUUAUAUUAGAACGUAGGAAUUUUUUUUUAUUAUUAUUAUUUUCCCGUAUAUACGUGCGGACUACAAAUGUCACGUUAGAAUGAAAUAUUUCCUAAAAUACUACACCAGCGUGUCUGGGAAACAUACAGUAGAUAGGUACACUAUACAAUUUUUAUAAUAAAUUCAGUGGCAUUUCGUUCCCAAGCGGGUCGGUUUGCAUCUCGAAAUCUUAUACACACAUUUUAGAAAUUAAAUUACGAAUGCAUGAGAUUAUAUUGUACAGCCAAAAUUAGAUAAUGAUCUUUUAUAAUGUAUUCUAAAUAUACCUACGUGGCUUGCUUUAUAUAUUUUUUUGUAUACUAAUUCUAAAUUUUCUUUUAGAUUUAUACAUCGAAUAAUUAUUUUAUUUUAUCUAUUUAUUUUUUAUUUGUUUACAGGAAAUAGCUCUGUACGGAGAGUUUUCCAUCAAGGAGACAAUGAUGUAUUUCGGUUGGAUAUUCGGUAUGGAAACAACAGAAAUCAACGACCGACUGCAGUUCCUUUUGAAUUUCUUAGAUUUGCCCAGUCAGUCUAGGCUGGUCAAAAAUCUCAGGUAAUUAUAUUGUAACGAGAAAAAAAAAAACAAAUUAAAAUUGUGUCUUUUGACAGUGGUGGUCAACAGAGAAGAGUUUCUUUCGCGGUAGCUCUGAUGCACGAUCCGGAACUUUUAAUUUUAGACGAACCUACCGUCGGUGUAGAUCCGUUGCUCCGUCAAAGGUAAUUAUUAUUUUAAUUAGUUUUGGUGGAUGAUUAUUAAUUUAGUUCUUCGUAUUUUAUAUUUAAUACAUUUUAUUCUAUUGAAGUAUUUGGAAUCAUCUGGUCCAGAUCACGAAAGACGGACACAAGACGGUCAUUAUAACUACACAUUACAUCGAGGAGGCCCGACAAGCUCACACUGUAAUUAUAAUUGUUUAUUUAUUUAUUUGUCGUAACAAUAAUUGUAAAUCCGUUGGUUUUUUUUUUUUUUUGAUUAGAUCGGUUUGAUGAGGAGCGGACGGUUAUUGGCCGAAGAAUCGCCACGCGUAUUGUUGUCCAUGUAUCACUGUCAGUCGUUAGAAGAAGUAUUUUUAAAAUUGAGCAGAAAACAAGGGACGGACGGACAGCCGCAAGAGACAACCUCGCCGGUGAAUAUAUCGAAUAACAUUUCACUUGUAAGUACAUAGUAUUUUAGUAUUAGGCAAUAGUUUAGUAAAUAUCAAUAGGAAGUUUACUAUACGUUUAAACGAAAUCGAUGUCAUAAUAAUCAAACAAUCAUUAGAAAUAUAAACAAUAUUUUUGUUAAGCGUAAGAUGCAAGCAAAUUGUGUUAUACACAUUUUAUACUACAGUAUUAUAUUAUUCGCAGUCGUGUUUUACUUUUUAAGUGGUUUACCCGAUUAUGAAUUUUUAAUUCGAAACCGGUCGUAUAAUGCACAUAAUACUUUAGGUGACGCAUUUAUUUAUUUAUUUCUACAUAUAAAUUAUUUAUUAAUAUAUUUAUUUACGAGUAUUAACGGUAUGAUAAUUUUGUUUUUAUUUUAUUAUUUUGUUAUAAUAUAUUAUUAUUUGAAUUAUAAUAUUAAUAUUGUGUUAUUUUCGGCGUUUGCAUAGGCAAGUCAAUAGACAUUAGAUACGCAUUAUGUUUUAAAAUUUUAGGCGCUACAAUAUAAUAUUGAUUUUAAAUUUUUAGGCUACGUUGAAUUGGGGCAAAAAGGACGAACCGAUAUACGUGACCGAAGAGAGUGGCGUGGUGGGUUUGAAUUUCCACCAGAAUAAAGAGGUACUCGUACAAGAUCAGAUGAACGGUGUAAAUGGUAAAUUGUCUGAAAUGCAAAUGAUGGAACCACAAUACGACUCGAGUUGCUGCGAAAUCACCACUCGGGGCAAAACAAAGGCGCUGUUGCAAAAGAACUUUUUGAGAAUGUGGAGAAACGUGGGGUGAGUAAAGAUUGGCAAGAACAGUCUAGAAAUUGAUUGAAAACAGUUUUCCAUUUUUCAUGCUUCUCCGUUUUUUUUUUUUUUUUUUUUAAUUUGAAGUAUAUUUUUAUAUACUUAACUACUUGACUCGUGUAUUUGAGUUCUCUCUCUCUCUCUGUCUAUUAUUCAUUCUAUUAGACUAUUGCGUAAAAUUAGCUCUUCAAAUUUGUAGGGCUUUUAGGAAACUUAUUUCUUCUUUUACAUUAUUUCAUUUAUAAUAUGAUCUACUCAAUUAAAUUAAGAUGGUCCUGUAGCAACGCGCUUCGAAUACAAGUUAUAAUUUGUUUUUUAAUUUUUUAUAUUGCCCAUGAUUCACUCCCAUAAAGUGUCAUCCUUGAAACAUAGGUCUUUAGCUGAUUUUCCCUUAUAUUCUGAAAGUAAGUUAAUCUUUUUUGCCUAAUUUCUUGUCUAUAGUAAUCUGAAUUGUAUUUUGACAUUGAUAUUUUUUAUGUCUGGGGACCAAAAAAAAUUUGUGUAACGAAAAAAAAUAUGACGUUUUUUGGUUUAAACAAUCAAGAAGAAUAAUAUAACAAAUUCCUGUUGUGAAGGGAUGUGUGCAAGAAACUAAGCAACGAUAGUUACCCUUGCAACUUAUUACUUCGUAAGGUGAAAACUAUUGGAAUGACGUGUUCCCAAAUUUGAAUAUUUCGAUGUUGAACAUGUACAAACACAAAAUUAUGUUCCUUACUUUUUGUAUUAUAAAUCUUAUACAAUUACCUAUUGAUAUAAAUAAAUAAACCUCAAGAUCAAGGCAUAAUAUUAAUAUGUUUUAUAGCCUGCUAUAAGACAUUAUUAAUGAUCAAUGAUGAAUUAGGGAUUUUUGUUAUGCAACGUCGAUUAUUUAUUGCAAUAUUCCUCAAAUAUUUAUUAUAUUUAUAAUUUUUUUAUUUCGUGUCCCCAUCUAGUUUUAUACAACAUAUGAGAACUAAAAUGUUUGUUUUAUUAUUUUCAUAUUAUAUUCAUCCUUAAAUAUAAUAUUCAUUAUCAUUAAUUAUUUUAAUUAAUUAAUUAUUUUGUAAAACUUCUUCAUUCUCUGUUAAGACUGCAUCAGUGUCGUCCAGAUAGCCCUGUUAAUAAAUUAAAACCGAACCAUAGUUUUACUUAGUAUUUUGUACUAUUGUACCUUAGUAGUUUAACAAGAGCUAUUAAUUUUGUUUAGCGUAUUAUUAAAUUUUAAAUUUGUCAUAAGUACAGAUUUUUAUUGAAAAUCCUUCAAUAAUAAGUACUUAAUUUUUAUUUUAGCUUAUGUCCGCAUUCAAAGUAUAUUUACUAUGUAAAAUGACGUGCCAAUAAUUAAUUAUAUAUAUACAUAUAUAUAUAAAAACAACAUAAUGUUUGCAGAGUAAUGUUGUUCAUAUUUGCGCUGCCGGUGAUGCAAGUCAUACUUUUCUGUUUGGCCAUCGGUAGAGAUCCGACGGGCUUACAUUUGGCCGUGGUCAACCACGAAAUGGAUUGGGAAAACAAGAGCUGUCCGAUUUACGACAAUUGUACGCUAAGCUUGUUUUCGUGCAGGUACUUGGACGCAUUGCCGAAGGAUACCGUAAUACUAGUGAGUGUUAUUAUUACCUAUAAUAAUAUUGAACUAAUUCUAAUAUGGACAUAUUACUAGAGGUCGGAAUAAAUUAUUACAUUUUCUAAAAAUCAUAAUUAUAAAUAAUAAACUAUGAUGUUUUUAUGUCGUUAAAAUGAGCUAAAUAUUCUCCAAUACAAAAGUCUUAACAUGUUCUAAAUCAUUUGACAAUUACGGGUGAUAAAUUUGAUUUUGAUUAUUCUUAGCAGUCCUUAGAUUUAUGACGAAAUGAGAUACCUUUUAUGUAUUAUCUACCUACUGUAAAAACGUAUAAUAUUGUGUUUUGUGUUUGAAUAGAUAACUUAAUAAAUAAUAUUUUCUAAAAACAUAAUAUAGAUUAUAGAUAUUUUUGAGGUUUAACCAUGUUGAAAAUUUUAAAAUAUUAUAUAAUUUUAUCUAUUAUAUGCUAUAUAUAUAAAAAAUUUCUAAUCGCACGUACUUACCUAUUUUUUUGUUUUUGUAGACAUUAUAAUGAGACAAUAGUCAUUGUAUACAAUAUAUAUUCAUAAAUAUACCAAAAAGGUGUACUAAAUAUAUUCUUAAAUAUAUUCUCAAAAUAUGUAUUUGUAAACAAAAUAAUUCACGCUAAAUUCUAUAUUAUGUUUCGUGGAUCUUUCAGAAUGAAUUCAUACAAAUCUGACCUUUGUCCAUUAAUAAUAACCAGAUUAAGAAUUUGUCAAAUAACGUGUUUUUUUUCCCCACAGGAUUAUUAUGAGACCCCCGAUGAAGCUAUAGACGCCGUGAAAUUGGGCGACGCUUGGGGAGCGCUUUACUUUACGGAAAACUUUACCGACGCACUAGUUGCACGAAUGGCGUUGGGCAGAGAAUCCGAUGAUGAAACUUUGGACCAGAGUGAAGUGCGGGUUUGGUUGGAUAUGUCGAGUAAGUAUAACUACUUAUAAGUUAAUCUCACAAUAAUUUUUUAGAAUUCGAUUGUUUAUUUUUAUAUUUUUUGCUUUUAGAUCAACAAAUCGGUUUGAUGUUGAACAGAGACCUACAGUUGUCGUACAGAGACUUCGGGCAAGAUUUGUUGAAGAGUUGUGAUCAGAAUCCAAAACUCGCUGAUAUUCCAAUUCAAGUAAAUUUCGAGUUUUCUCUCGAAUCCUAAAUAUUAUUAUAUCAGAAUGAAAAGUAAUUACAAUUUAUUGUUUUUAUGUUACAUAUAGUUUAAAGAACCGAUAUACGGUAGCAGUGACCCUAGUUUUACAGAUUUCGUAGCUCCAGGAGUCAUUUUAACGUGAGCGUCAUCUCUAUUUUUGUGUAUUUAUUUUAUAAUUUUACGAAAUGAUACUUAAAUGUUGUGUAAUAUUAUUUUGUAUAGAAUCGUUUUCUUCUUGGCUGUCGCGCUCACUUCGUCAGCGCUGAUUAUUGAACGGACCGAGGGUCUUUUGGACAGGAGUUGGGUCGCCGGUAAAUAUUUUGAUGAUGAUAAUUUAACUAAAAUAAGAAAGUUAUUGUAGUUUGCGGAGUUUCUACUAUGCAAAAUAAACAAUAUUAGGUCGUAUACAUAAUUUUCAGUGUUUUACCUUAAUGGUCUAUGCGUGUAUACGAAUAUUUAGGUAUUAAGCCGUUACACACACACACCAGAUAUAAAAAGACCGGAUAAUAUUUUACGGCUUUUAAUCUUAGCGCGAGUUGUUGUGGCAAUGGCGCAAUAAAGUUGUUGCGAUAUUUACAUAAUAUAGAAUAUAUUUGAACGCGAGCCCCGUUUUUUCCAUUUUACACAACUUCAGCUUCUCUCUCACCUCUGGAUAUUUCUUACAAUUUCGUACCCUUUGCCUCUUCCUCUAAAAAAGUUUAAAUGAAAACAAAAAUAUAUUUCCAAGUUUUAUAUAAGUACAUACGGUAUUGACUCAGUAUAAGCACCUACUUCGAAACCGGAAACACCUUCACAUCGAAUUUGCAUCGUCCGCGAGUAACGAUCACGAUGAUUGGACAAAAUUAUUAUUAUUUGUUUAUCGAAAAUAAAUAAUUGUAAUAUUCUAAUAAAUAUAUGUAUUAAAUAACUUAAUUGUUUUUUUUCUGUGCAGGCGUCACUCCGUUGGAAAUAUUGUUUUCGCACGUCAUUACACAGUUCGUGGUUAUGUGCGGACAAACAGCACUCGUACUCAUAUUCAUGAUUAUCGUAUUCGGCGUGGAAUGCAAAGGAGACAUUAGUUUAGUGAUUACUCUUACCAUAUUGCAGGGUUUGUGCGGCAUGUGUUUCGGUAAGCCAAUAAUAAUAGAUUAUCAAUACAGUCAACCUUUGCCGGAAAAAUUGCAAUCAUAAUUGUGUUGACGGUCAUACCUAUCUAUUACAGGUUUCGUUAUAUCGGCCAUAUGUGAAUUGGAAAGAAACGCUAUCCAGUUGGCCCUGGGAAGCUUUUAUCCGACUCUCCUACUCAGCGGUACGUGAUAUGAUUAUUUUGUAAUUUUAAUUACUACAGAAUAAUUAUAAGUUUUUAUAAAUGGUAUUGCGUCCGAAAAACUGUCCUGAGUGAAAUUCGAAACGUUCUGUAUUCUAUAAUAUGUAAUUUUAACUUCAAAAACUCGUAGAAAAACAAUUUUAAUAGAGUUUUUGUGUAAGGCAUAUUCGAGUUACGACGAAAUAAUAGUAGAAUAUUGAUUGGGACGAAAACAGAUAAAUUUUCCGUUUUUCGUAGGUUUAUUUGAAAAAAUAUUGGGAAAAUUAGCUGAUACCUCAAAAUAGGUACAAUUACCGAUAAAUUAUCAUUAUCACCGCAUUAUAUCUGUCGAGCAUUCUUUAACACAACAUAAGUUAUACGUUGUUAAACUAUUUCCUUUUUGUUUUUGAUCAUCGGAAUGUAAAAGUUUAGUACGUAUUCAUUAAUGGAAAAUACGAGAAGGAAAAAAAAAAUCAUUAUUUUUUUAUUGUGCCUAUAUUAAUGAUUUACGAUCUCGAUUCACCACUUGGUGCACCUUCAAGGUACACAAACCAAUCAAAUCACGAAUACCUAUGUCACCAUAACCUUCGAAUUAUAUAUACCUACUCGAGUUAUUGUGUACCUAAUUAUGAUAACUAAUAAAAUUUUAAUUAUUGGUAUUAUAACACUAUAAACUGUAUAAUAAAACGAUACCUAGGUAUUGAAUAAUAAAAUAAAAAUAUUUGUGAUUCGUUCAGGUACCUGAUAAAUUUUAACCCUCAAACUAAAAACUUAAGAUUAGCAUUAAUUAAAUAUUUAAAUAUAGAUCAAUUAAUAAUAUAAUCUAAAUAUUUCAAAUUCGGAUGAAAAAUAUGAAAUGAUAAACUAACUUGAGAGUUUAAUAAUAUAUAAUUUUUUUUUUGGUUGUUUAAUUUUAAAUAAUUUAAUUUUGCUUUAUUUUUAUCGAUUUCUAUUGUACGUGUUUUUAUAACUUGGGUUAAAUCGUUUUUUUUUUUCAUUAUCAUCACUGACAUCUAUAACUCUUAGAGUUUUCACCGUCAUCACUGACAUCUAUAACUCUUAGAGUUUUCACCGUCAUCACUACAUCACUCUGUAACUCUCGGUCUUGAACUAUUGCCUUCCAAUUUUGUAUUCUUGUAGCAUUUUAAGAUCUACUACAUUCAACCACUUCCUCCGUUGUCUUCUCUUCCGGCUUCUACUCUAGAUUUACCAUUACGGUAUUAUCUCCGCUCCUUUGUAUAUUAUAAUAUACCCCAAUUACUGCACACAUUGAGCUUCGUUAACUAUAAAUUAUUUAUUUUUAUUAUAUGAAAUAUUUACAGGCUAUUACAAUAAUUAUUAUAAAUAAGUAGGUAUCCAAUUAUUUAUUUCACAUGGUCAAUGUUUAAAUUUUAGAUUUCGAAUAAAACGUGGUAAUUAAUGAUUUAACUUUGAUUGAAAAGGUACUUUUUACGGGAAUAAAUAAUGUAACCUCGGUGGCUAUUAGGUAUCUAUCGGUUACAUUUUUAUAUAGUUAUCAGAAUAGUAUACAUUUUUAUUUAAUGCUUGUUCCAACUCCAUAAAACCCGUGCAAUUAAUUAGAAAUUCAAGCUUGCAUUUCUAAUCUGAUAUAGAGAAUAACAGUUCGAAAUUAUAUUAUUCAAUUAACAUAAUAAAUACCACAGCUAAUUUACGUCAACGGUAUGCCAAUACAGUCGUCGUCCCUUUGACCGCUACUUUUAUUCGAAAUGUUUGUAUAUAUUAUAUUAUUAAUACUAAUUUGGCGAAAGUUCUUCAAUAAUUACCGUCUGAUUAUUUAUUCAUUUAUGUUAAAUUUAAACUGCUAGAAAGAAUGCCAACUUAAAAAAAAAAAAAACAUUUACUUAAACUUUAAAUACACUAUUACGGUUCAAUAGAUAUUUUAAUAUAGGGGAAAUUGUUUUACAAAUUAAUCGAGCUAGAAUAUAUUUUAAGCAUAACUUUGAAAGUUAAAUCUUAAGAAAUUUGAUAAAGAGGCGGACGCAGGAAAUUAAUUUGGAGGAGAGGACGAAGAUAAUUAAUUCCCCAUUAAGACUCCAAUUAAUUAAACUUCGUUAGUUUUUAAUAAUUAAUUAUUAUAUUUUUAUUAACUCUAUGUUUUAAAUAAUUUAUUCCAUAAUUUUUUAGAUUGGGGUACGUUAAACCCCGAACCCCCUCUCUGUCAACCACUGAUUUGAAAUGUGGUUUUAUCUAAGAUUCUCAAGAUUUUGCCGUAUGACAGAGUAAUAAAUGUAGAAAUGUUAAGAAAAACAUCAAAGAAAAAAGAUGGCUUUGACAAAUUAUGAAAAAAAUGUUAUUAAUUUUAUUAAUACUUUAUAAUUGCAAACGAUUUUACACUACAAUAAAAAUAUUUUUUCUUGGGAGAUGGGGAAAAAUUGAGAGCUCAAAAUAAAAAAAAAAAAAUAGUGUUUGGCAACUUAUAUUAUAAUUGAUUUUUAAACAAAUGUCGGUGUGUUAAACCUUUAUGUAAAUAUUCGUUUACUUUCUACAGUGUUUUCUCGAUUUUGAAUCGCUUUACUUGGAUUUGUGUUGAAAAUAAUUAUUAAUUGGUUUCAAAUAAACUUCCUCAUAGAUAACCCUAAAUAAAAUUCUCAAUAGACAUGAGAUGUUAGAAUCGAUAAUCGAAUUUUGUUUAAGGUUAGGUAGGUAUUUUCCGCCAGAUACUGCACUUAAACGGAUUUUUCCAUAAUAUUAUUAUAUCUACUUCACUCGUUCGAACAAAAAAAAUGACCGACAUCCGGGUCAAGAAGUCUUAUAUAGUUUCUGUAUGUAUGUACUAUUAUUUCGUAUAUAUAUAUAUAUAUAUAGAGAGAGAGAGAGAAGUGUAUACUAUAAAUAUUGUAAGUUAAAGUGGGUUCGCACUAGAGAAAAAAAAAUGUAUAGGUAUAGUAAUAUAUGUAUGGGUUAUUUGUAUUUGUUUUUUUUUAAAGCGUAUAAGUUAAAACUUUUUAUUCUUGUACUAUAUAUUAUAAGAUAAAAUAGCCCCGUAAUAAUAUUAUGUUUAAGGCUGUCAAAGUCGGAUUUCCAAAUUUUGUGAAUUGUGAAAACAUUUAUUUAGAACUUUUUUGAUCACCUUAAAGAUAAGAAUUUCCCAUUAACUUAUUGCCCAACACCCAUUUAGGGGGAAUAGAUAAAACCAUUUUUACGGACAGAAAUGACUUCACCGGAAAAAAUCUCACGCGUCGUAAAACGUUCCAGUUUGAAUAGAGUUUUAUUUUUAAUUUAAAAGAGAAAUAUUUUUUACAAGUAGGAUUAAUCUCUAUGUUUUAUAAUUACGGCUCUCUUGUUAAGUUAGGGCACAUAAACUAUGGCUUGUGUGGAUGUGAAAGUGCGAAACGCCUUUGUCGCUAUAUUACGAGACAGGCCGAGAAAACAAAUUUUGUGACUGAAAAACGGUCUUUUACGAUAUUAUUUUACUUUUUCCGUGUAUACCUAAUAGGUACUAUUGUUAUACCGAUUACGGACCAACCGUCAUCAGUCGACAUAUCAACGCGUUUUCAUACACAUAUAAUCUAUAUAUUAUACUAUACUCAAACCUCAUAACAAUAAUACAUUAGACCCGAUACAAUUCCACAAUGUCAAUUACUUGUUCGACAUAGGUGCUUACCACAUGUAUAUUUUAUUAAACAUUCCCCCGACCACCUCGAACAGAAACUAAUAUUAAUAUAUUAUUCGUGUUUCAGUUGCGACCGUCAAGUAUAUUAUAUUUGAAUAAACUUCCAUAGCAGUGGUAGUAAUACGUGGUACGAUUAUUGUAACACCUACGCAAUGAUAAUAAUAUGAACGACACGCAAAUUUUAUUUCGACAGAUUAAUAUGCCUACGUGAAUAUAUUAUAACUAUCAGAUAAUUCGGAUUUUAAGAAAAAAAAACAGAAACCGAAAUAGGAUUACGAAUUAAUAUUUUAAUAUUAUUGCGUACUGCUGCGAAUAGUAUAUUAUACAGCAGAACAAUCGUGAACGUUUAUCUACGGUAUAUACUUUCUGAGAGUUUUACCCGUUGUAACUACGUUUCACAAUCUCCAGAAAGACAAAAGCGUAACAGUAAAAUACAAUAGUAUUUAUUAACGCUAUUAAAAUUUUUAAGACCAACUGUAACUUAUGGUUGCGACGGUUCGGAGACUAGGAUAACAGCAAAACAGACAUGGUUAAGAUUGAGAUCUUUCGAGAAUAAAAUGGGAUGAGUAAUGUGUAGAUUGUAGCCCUACCAUCGAUGAAACAACGGUGAAUUGUACGACACGGUGAAAUCAGUAUCAGUGACAAGCAACUGACUUCGACAAAAGUCGGAGAACAUAAGGAUUCAGUUACAUAAUAAGUUAUCUAGAUAGAUUUGUGAAAAAAAAAAAAAUCAAUUCUAAAUUAGUAAUAACCCAUUGUGUGUCUUUUUACUGGGGGAAAGGGGAGGUUGCAGAACACCUGGAUUUGAAGUAUCCGCGAAUACACUAUGUUGAUACUCGAAACCUUUUUAAACGGAAUUAUUAAUGAAUCAAUAGAACUAUCAGAUCGAAAUUCACCGUAUUAAUUAGCAAUAAUAACACCGAACGACCACCGAACACGAUAUUAUAAUAAUAUUAUCUUGGCGCGAAAACAAUAUCCGUUUCGGUACCUUUACCAAGGUAGAUAUAUUCAAAUUAACGGUGUGUCUGAAUUCAAUAGAUAAUAUUGCACAAUCGUAACACAAUAAUAAUAAUAAUAAUAUUCAAUGUACCUACCUAAACGUUUCCGUACCGCUUUCAUUGUUUUAAUAUUAUAAGCGCAUAAUCCGACGAAUUGUACAUUUAAUAUACAAUAACAUAAUAUACAGAGUGAUUGUUUUAUCAGCCACAAACAUUUGGGGUCAAUUCGGUUUUUGUUUUUUGUUUUUUUUUUUCAAAUUGCCGCAGUAUCAGCGUUUAUUAAUGUGUACAAUUUCGUAACUGGUGUUUCCUAUAUAGUAUAAUAUAGUAUAAUAUCAAAUUGUUUUUGAGUUACGUGUUCCGUCCCUCUUAAUAUUACACCCGGCGUGAACCAUUAAAAUACGUCCUUAUGAAAACUUUUAAUUUAUAAUGAAAACUCAAAGCUGAAAGAUUUUUACAAACCAUACAAUUAAAUGAGUGUUUUAAUUAUUUCACAUCUCACUAUUAGUGGGUUCCCUAAAUUUAAAAUGCAUUGUUUAUUACUUUAAUUUUAACCUGAUAACUAUAGGCUUUUUGAGGGGUGUUUUUGAACCCUCCUAGGUAUUGUACCUGGGGCGUAGACACCGCUCACCCUUUCUCCCCUUUCUACGGCCUUGAGUAUAAGUAAUGCUGAAUAAAUCACUGUACUAAGCGAGUUGUCCGCGCGCACGACACACAAUUUAACCUUCUGUAUUUACCGACCGGGGAAAUCCGUCGUUUCGGGCGAGGACCUCGUUUUCGGGUAUAAUUUAUGAAAACAUCCUCACGUAUUUGCUCAUGCGGAACACACGCGAUCCAAAUCGCGUCAAAUCAUAGUUACGCAAAUGCAUUGGACCACCGCCGUAUUACGAGUACAAUAUUUAAUAAAAAUGAUAAUACUUUUGUUAUCGAAUCGACACGGGGCACCGGAUGCCAAACAACUAGUCAACGGAACAAAAAUUACGCGAGCGAAGUCUUAUAGUGGGAGAACUAUCGUCUAGUUUCAUAGUAAUAUAUUGUUACGAAAAAACCAUUCAGUAAGCGCUUUUCGGUCGGGGUUUCAGCAUAAUAAACCUAUAUAUAUAUAUAUAUAGCUAUUAACGGCGAGCGUAUUCUCGUCAGAUAUGUUUUUAAAGUAAAUAAAAGCGAUUGAAUUAUUUUGAAAAAUCAAGUCAAAUAACUUAUACAAAUUCCAACUGUAUAUUUGAGUCGAUUUUAAAUUCACCUUAAACUUUAUGACAGCGCGCAAUAUUUAAAAAAAAAUGUUUCUUUUCGUGCAAAUUUUUGAAAUACCAUAAAUAAGAUUAUUUAUGCGAGUAAGUGUUGAUAACAAUCACACCUUUCACUACGCCUUUAUGCUAAUUAUCUUUUCGUAUUCGGUACUUAUUAUAGUUUACAUCUAAGAGGUCACUAUCAAUAUUUAAAAGGUUGCGUAUAGGCAAUUUCAACGAAAUAUUUGAAAGAAUUUUAACGUUGAAAUUUAAAACGUAUCGACCCAAAAAUAUCCUAUUUUAAUUACAUAAAUAUAUUUACUAUGUAUACUUAAAAACGAUCCUGGUUAUUCAUCAUACGUUUUUACCGUGUAAAUAUGAAAUUUGUUCAAAAAUAUGUUCAAGUAAAAUAAAAAAUAAUUACCUUUCAAAUUGAUCUUGCAAUUUUUAGUCGUAAUGAAAUUUGAAGACAUCAACAUAAUAUUAUCUAGAAUAUAACAUAUUGAAAUGUUCAAUUUACUCGUAUUUUAUUUUUCGCUUUCGUUCCGACUAUUCGAGGUUGACUACCCUCGUUAUAAACUUUUACUUGACGCAAGUCCCAAUUUCGCAUCCCACAUCAUACACCGGGUAUGUAUAUUUACUUAUAUGGGACGAUAAAUUACAAGGUUAAAUAAAAAGUGACAAUUUUGUUCAGAACAAUUAAAAAUAGUCGUUAAUUUUUUUUUAUACAUUUUAUUUAAAUAAAUCGAUAGGCACAACGUCUUUCCCGGUUGAUAAAGUAGUGUUAUUUAAUUUAUAUUACGCUAUGAAUAAUAUCAUGAACUCGUUUCGAGAUAAGUAUAUCGAUUUUUCGACAUAAAGUAUUCACGUGAAAAAAAAUCUCACGCUGACAUUCCUUUAAAACGGCGAACCCGAAUACCCAAUCCGGUGUGUCAUAGUUUAUUAUGUAAUUAUAUAUAUCAGUCUAUAACUGAAAUCCUUUCUAAUCAAACUGAUUUCUCUCCCUUAUUUCUCGGAGUAAAUUUCAGAGUUUUUCCAUGUCACUCGUAUCCACUGUUAUUUUUCACAUCCCGCACCUUUCUAACUAACGCCUCCCAUAUUCCGCCUGCCUCGUUUCGUUUCUGUUAAACCAAACUGUUGCAGAAUAUAAUAAUGUUAUGUUGUAUUUAACCCGUAUAUUAAUCGGGCAUCAUUCGUCAAUGUAAAUAAAAUCCAAAAAAACAAAAUAAUCUAUGAUGUACGUUUUAUUAUCCGCAGGUGUUAUCUGGCCGGUGGAGGGCAUGCCCAUACUGUUGCGGUACGUGAGCUACUGCCUGCCGCUGACCAUGGCCACCACCUCGCUGCGGAGCAUACUGACUCGGGGCUGGAACCUCCUGGAACCCGACGUGUACCUGGGCUUCGUGUCCACCAUAUCGUGGAUAGUGUUAUUCUUGUCCAUCAGUAUGGCCGUGCUCAAGUUCAAGCGCGGAUAAGGCCCCGCAACGGUCGUCGACAACAGUCUUAGAAAAGCCCCUGCCCUCCCCUACCCCUGUCCCACACGCAGCCCUCGUCCCAGGCGAAUAAGAGGUCAUCAGCAGAUCGAGACCGAAAACCGGGCGAGCCCGAACGAACGCGACGACGCCCGAAGUGCGUGCCCUACCCCCCCCCCCCCCCCCCCCCCCNCCCCCUCCCUCCCCUCCCCCCGUCCAAUAAAAAUAUAAAUAAUAUUUGCUCAGCAUAUUCUUUUGUGACAUAAGCAUUACGUUAUAAUGAUAUAUUACAAUAUUUGUAUAAUAUUUGACCGUCCAAAAAUAUUAUCGCACUUAUCCCCCCCCACACACACACACACACGCGCGCACACACGCACGCGCGCAUGUGCGUAUCGUGCGUUGUAUAAUACAAAUACAUUAUGUUAGUCUGUGUCGAUAUGUAAUAAUAUGUAAUAUUAAUAAUAUAACAUAUUAUUACAUAUACAUAAUAAAACGAAUAUAUUAUUAUAAUAUAGAUAUAAUAUAUAUAUAUAUCGCGUAUAUAAUGUAAUUGAUAUUAUACUGUACACUGUAUACAUACAUAUAAUACAUAGGUAUGUAUAUAAAUAUAAAUAUCUUUUUUUUUUUCUUUUUUUUACCCAGUGACUUUAUUAUAUACUUAAUUAGGAUAAUACAGUCUAAUAUUUAUAAAUAAAUAAAUAAUUUUUUAUUAUUUUUAUUAUUAUUAUUAUUAUUAUUUGUAUUAUUAUUAUUUUAUUAAACUGCAUAAUAUUUAUAAUAUUACAUUGAGUUUGUGUAGGCAUAUCAUUUUUUUUUUUUUUUUUUUGUUUAAAUGUAUUUUCUUCUGUACUCACAUCACCUUAUAUACACGCGUAACGGUAAUAAUUAUUUGUCGCUAAAUUUAAUUAACACGAUGGUUUUUUGUACUGCGACCGGAGGGCGGCGCGGACCGUCCACACUCUCGACCCGAUCGAUUUUUCGCGUAUUGUUUCGCGAGGAGACCGCGGCGCACAAAUAUAACAGUACGCGGUACCGUACCGCACGAUCGAUGUCAGCCUUUCGGUUUAUUAUUAUUAUUAUUUUUUUUUUUAAAAUACGUUUUGUGAUUGGUGAAUAAUAUAAUAUAAUAAUUAUUGCUGUAACAUUGUUAUUAUGCUCAUACACGAUCGGCGUAGUGCGCGACGACGGCGAAAACCGAGCGAUACGUCGCAGUCGUCGCCGCCGCCGUCUCUCCCCGUACUUCUUUAUCGAAUCUUAUACUGUCGUAAUAUUGUAUAUAAUAUUAUUAUUAAUUAUUAUUUUUAUUAUUAUUAAUUAUUAAUUAUUAUUAAUUAUUAUUAUUAUUAUUAGUAGUAGUAGUAGUAGUAGUAAUAGCAAUAGUAAUAUUAUUAAGGUCGUGGAGUAUUAACGUUAUUUUAGGGCCGAUUUACAUUAGGCGCCUGUAAAAAAUUGAAAAAAAAAAAAUUUAUUAAACAUAAAAAUGCGAAUAAAAAUAGCAAACGAGAA
This is a messenger RNA of Cinara cedri, 71343 nucleotides long. Lineage: Eukaryota; Metazoa; Arthropoda; Insecta; Hemiptera; Aphididae. The record is from the annotation of a GenBank genome assembly.